CAAACUCUCCCUGCAAGUUUGUAUCCAGCAUCUCUCCUCUCAUCCUGCAAGUGCUGGACCGGGAUGCUGGCUGCAGGAGCUAUGGACCCACGAAAAAGGCAUCAGGAUUAUUUGCAUUUCAUUUUCACCUUCCUUCUGAUGCCACACAGCCUUCUCUGCCAAGGGCAGGCUCCUGGGGUAAUUUGGGACACGCUGGUUAAAGAUGGUGUUAUCACAGGUGGAAAUGUUCAAGAUGACCCUAAUUUCCCUGCUCCAAAAACUAUGGGCGACCAGAAGGACGUUUUGAAGAAGUUGAAGGAUUUUGCUUCUGAGACAAUUAUUAGCUCACAAGCAGCAAUAUCUGAGCUACAGCGUGGUGGAGGUGGAGGAGGAGGUGGUACUCCAGCUACUGACCAAGGAGACAUUAAUACUGCUGUUAAUUUACAGAUCCUUAGGCAAAACCUCCCUUUUUAUUUGUCACCUGUCACCACCAAGUCAUCUCUUACCCCAUCCAGCACAGAGCCCAUGUCUUCUGCCCAUCAUAUUCCCCCUUCCAGUGGCUUGCCCCUAGUCACCCCUUUAGUUAUGACUCCUACACUCAAGUCUUCUAAUGGGGCAAAAGAACAUUCCAUAGUCUCCACUACUCCCAAUAUAAACCCAGUUCCCGACAUCCUCAAUUCAGAAAUUACCCCUACCCCCUGUAACUCCCCAACCCCUUCUACACCCUCACACCCUUAUCCAUUCUUCUCAUCUUCUAAAGGUUCUAAAGAAGUUCUUGUAUUGUCCUCCAUGGACCUCCAGGCUGCCUCCCACCGCACAGCUCGCUCACUGAAGCCCAGAUCUAUCUCCUCUUCUUACACCGUGAGGGUACCUGCAGGGGGCGCCCUGGGGGAGACCAUCUUUACUGUCCCAGACAGUAGAUUCAGGGGCAAGUGGUUUGAGGUCAGCUGGCCCUCAGACCCCCCAGUGAGUAUAGAGAGUGGCUCUGGGAGGCUGUACCUGACCAGAAAACUACAAGGAGGACAGAUAGAAGUCCAAGUCAAAGUACACAACCUGGACCAAGGUGAGUGGAUACCGCAUGUAGCAGGGGUGGCCAAAAUAUACACCCCCAUCUCUAGUAGAACCUCAGCUCCCAUUAUGCGUUCACAUCCUUAAAGAUGGCAAAGCAUUAAAUGAGUUGUAUUUCAACAACAAGAAAUGUUCCCUUUAGCCUCCAGUGGCUACACAGGUCACUUAAAUCAGUGGAAACUUCACUCUCUUGACUCUUUGUAUACAAAUGUAUCAAGUCAAAUUUGUGACCAGUCUGUAUGUAUGACAGCCAUGUGUAUCAUAUAUGUCAUUUAGGUUUAAUAUAGGUACAAGUUAUUCUAACCUUGUCUGUUAAACCAGUGUUUCCCAACCCAGUCCUCAAGGCACACCUACCAGUCCAGGAUUUAGGGAUUACCAAAUUGUGUCUAAGUUGUUUUUUUUUCUUCUUUGUAAAAACACCUUAGACACAACUGGGUAAUCCCUAAAUCCUGGACUGAUAGGUGUGCCUUGAGGACUGGGUUGGGAAACACUGUAAGUUAAACCAUUACAGUUCACAUCAGUUACAUCUCUAAUAACUCCUAUUUAUUUAUAGCUAAAACUUUGAAAGUGUCAAUCAUAUUUCACAAAUCACAUUGUAAUAUGUCACAUCCCCAUUCAUUGCCCAGGCUUCAUGGCACCAACAUGUUCUAUAGCGCUGUACAGCGGUCUGGUGGAGAAUAACAUAAUUUUUUUGUAAAUUUGGUAAUGUAAUGUGAAAUGUCAUAGUUUGACUAAAACCUGGUAUAUUAUAGCUGUGAUAUGCCUCAUUUCACAAUACAAAAUAAAUCAAAUAUCUACAUUUUCCCUGCGUUGAUGCCCUGUCAUAUUAGCAGAGUAACUCCUAGUUUCUCUUUAGAGCCAUCUGACUAUUUAAUGCACAAUGAGAGUGAUAUAAAAAUGGAGCAAUCUCACACAGCUAGCUUUAGAUGAGACAGGCUGAUGGAGAAAUUCAAUACACUCCAGUAAUAUAAUAAUGUAGUAUUUGCCCCUAUUUUAUACAUAAUCUAAGAUAAAAUAAACAAAUAAUAAUUAGAUCACCUUUUUUUGUCUAAGAGAUGCAUUCUGGCGCAAAUCUUUUAAUACAUAAAUUCAGAUAUUAAUUGUGAGAUAAUUGCACCACCUCUCAAAUAAACACUUUUUUAUUUUUAUUUUUUAUAAUUCUUUAUUUUUGCAGUGCAUGCUCAUAUAACAUUCACAUAUGAAGGUACCCCAACGGCAUUCCUUCAAUGCAUUUCAGUCGAUUGUAACAUAUAGGUACAUGGUGAAACUUGCACAGUUUUAUAUUUAUGUAUACUGGAACAAAUUAUAUAUCAAGAACCGCUGAAUAACAACAAGGUACAUUAAUAACAGAUUAAAGCUAUAACAGUUAUUGCUGUGGAAGGUGUACAGGGUUAAGCUAAAAGAUUGAUUAGCGUACGUGUAAGACAGGUACACCCUUAUGAGGUCAAGUAGCUGGGCUCAAGAUGAUUAUGAGCGUUCUAACACAGCAAGCCUACAGGUUGUGUGGUCAGUAUUGGCUAUUUCUAUGUGUGCCGCUAAACACUUUUAUCCUUAUUUUCCAACAGGACUGAUAACAUUAUAUUUAUUACCUGUGAUGUACUAAAUGUAUAUAUGUGUGUGUGUGUGUGUGUAUAUAUAUAUAUAUAUAUAUAUAUAUAGUUUGUAUAUUGUAUUUUUGUAAUAUUGCAUCAAUGCAAUGUUUUGUGGAUCCGGGACAUACUUGAAAACAAGAGAAAUCUCAAUGUAUCCAUCCUGCUAAAAUAUUUUAUUAAUAAAUAAAUAAUAAAUAAAUAUAUAUCACAGUAUGCGUAAGCAUGCGUGGGAUAGGCAUAAGGCUAUCCUAACUAUAAGAUAAGGCUAGGGACUAAUGAAAGUAUUUAGAAAAUUGGGCAGACUAGAUGGGCCGAAUGGUUCUUAUCUGCCGUCACAUUCUAUGUUUCUAUGUUUCUAAGUAUCCAACCUUUUUGUAACACAGUAAUUUAUAUAUUAGAUUAUAAAACCCACUCCAUUAUUAUAAUAACAAUUAAUAUUGACAGCGCCAGGUACAUUGCUGUACACAUAUAUGUACCAUGUUCAGAAAGAUUGGGGUAACUAGGGUUAGGGGUCUUUAGGAUUAGGGGUGUUAAAGUUAGGGGGCUUGGGGUGAAGAUGCUGUGAGCAUAUAUAUUCUGUAUUUCUAAACUGCUGUGUUCACACUCAUCACUAAUUUCAUAACCCUUACUCUCUUUAAAACUAAUCUUCCCUUUACUGUGGAUUGUAGUCCCAUUUGUUUAACCCCUUAAGGAUACAUGACAUGUGUGGCAUGUCAUGAUUCCCUUUUAUUCCAGAAGUUUGGUCCUUAAGGGGUUAAGGCUGUCUGAGAAUGAUGGGACGUACAGUAUACCACCUCCACUGUUCACAACAUCUGCUGUCAAGGAACAUACAUUAAAGUGAAUGCAAAGUGAUUUCAUAUUGAAGGUUAAAGUCGUUGAACGCAUACAUGAGUUAGAGAAUAUUUACAGUUUGGCUAUUUUUUUCUUUGAAUUUGAAAUCCACAUUGAAUUCUCACUUUAGUUAAUAGUCCGGUGUACGUAGCAUUAGGACAAUGAUAACAUCCCUAUAUUAACAUGAACUCUUUUAAAUUCACUGUUCUGAAAGUAAUGCUUCAAUAAUUAAUAAAUAAAUAAAUGAUUGUGAUAGGAUAUCCCUUCACCAAGCUGACACAAAAGCUUGACUGAGGUUAAUAUGGGUUGAGAUCCAAAAGGACCUAGAGAACACAGGAUACAAUAUAUCACCACUGCAUCACUUUCAGCCUAUAUUAACCUAAUAUUUUGCAAUUUUCCUCUUUAAUAAAAUCUCAAUUCAAUAUUAGUAAGGUAAUAUUGCUUUAUAUCCAAUCUGAGUCAUCUGAGCAAAAUAACCAGCAACGUUUCCAGUAUACAUGGACUAUGUACCUUUGAAAAUAUUACUGCAAUGGUAACAGUUCCCUGGUUCCUGAAAAAAAUUGUUUUCAAUACCUGAUAAUUCUUAGUUUAGUGACAAAUCCAUAUAGGGUUCAUUCACCAGAUAGUAUAUUGAAAACCCCAUUGAAGAAUUUAGACCAAAGUAGUAGCUGAUAGGGUGAAAUUAUCAAACUCAGCUGUAAUUGAUGUUUGACUAUUUUAGCCUGAAUUUUGCAAUUCUGUUUUCAAUUCACUAGAAUUUACUGUUUAUUGAAUACUCCUCCUUAUUCAUACAGUUACUUGUGGCAAAUUGUGCAAAGCAAUGCAAAAUGUUUUCCAGCCUGUGUAUACAUGAGAUUGGAGAAAUAUAGAUUAAUAAUCAGGAUACUUGACAUAUAUGUGUGUCUUUAUUAACAGUGAAUCUUCCUGGCAUUAAAUAACAAGCAGCUAAGAAACUAUUAUUACUGGGAUGUUAGUAAAGUGAAAAGAUUUCGCCUACUCUGUUUUGUAGUUUAUUUCUGGAUUAUUUUGGUGUAUUUGUAGCUGGUCUUUCCUUGUUUUAAGAAAUCAAUACUGAGGGUAUUAAGAAUUCCUCAACAAAAAAUAAAAAAAGCAAUCCACGUAAGGAGGCAUUCCUUUCGAUAUGAUGGCAGACCAUUCUUGCCAAGGGCUAUGAUCUCUAGAAAUACAGUAUCCUGUGCGUUAAUGACAGUGUAUCGACAGCUUUCCUACCCCCAGGGAGGGACCUUUACCAAACUCUGUCGUUCAAGGUUACAUCUGAUUCACCAGCUUUUUGUACCAUUCCCCAUCACAAGGUGCAAUAUCCUUAGGGCUCAACUCACAGGAUUAUUCUACGGACCGCGUAGACACCAGACAUAUACUAAUUUGAUAUAUAUAAGGAAUGGAAUUAAAGUUUAGCAUCUGAUUGUUGGGAUUCAAUAUGAAUUAGCAGAAGAGACUAACAACUGAUCACAAAUGAGAAUCCUUUAUCCAAACGUAACAAUGAAACCAUGUUUCUAUUUCUCCUCUUCAUUUGCAAUGUUUGCCUUGGAUUUGCCUGGUCUAAACUGGAUUAUGAUGUAAUUUGCUAAAUCAUUAAUAUAAUGUUUAAAAAAAAAAGAAAGUGUCUUAUAAAAAAGGUUAAAGGGACCACAUCUCAUUGAAGUGGUCUGUGUGCGGUGUCACUGUCCCCUUAACUCUGCAAUGUAAAACAUUUCAGAGAAACUGUAAUGUUUAUAUUGCAGGGUUAAUGCUUCCUCUAGUGCCUAUCUUCCAGACAGCCACUAGAGGCGCUUGCUGCUGUUUCACAGAGUUUAACUCUGUGAAACGACUUUGAACUUCCUCACGCUUUGCAUGAGGACAUCCAGUGACUUCCAAAACUCCAUUGGAAAGCAUUGACCCAAUGCUUUCCUAUAGGGAAGGUCUAAUGCGCGUGUGGUGCUCGCCGCACAUGUGCAUUAGAUUUCCCCUUUGGUGUGACUUUGUGGGAGGAGAACGAUCCAGCACCAAGUUAGUUAAGUAUUUGGAGUUUUUUUUAACCCUUUAUUUGCUGGGGACCACUGGUAAGGGAAAGGGACACUAUAGCAUUAGGAAUACAGUUUUGUAUAGUGUUCCUUUAAAACAAGAUAUAAGUCAUAGUCAGUGGUGUAAAGACCAAUCAAGUAACAGUUCCCCACUUAAGGAUGGCUGAGCAUCAUGGGAAGAUCUGAUGUGUCAAGGUUAGCCAAGAAGAAUAUUAGAUUUAUGCUGGCAGCUCUUGCCGUCUUGUGGAAUUCUUGCUAUUUUUAUUUAUUUAUAUUAGUGAGAUAGAUUGAGUUGUCCACUUCACUCAAUUAUUCUUGGCCAUUCGUUUUCUGAUAUUUUGUGAGUCUGUCGCAGUUCAUUAAAUCACAUUCAUCCCAUCUGCUUUGGUAUUUGUUAGAAGUUCCACAACUUGAUAUAGUUUUGUCCCCCCAUUUUUUUUUUUUUUUGAGAGCAGACAAUACAUAUUAUGCUUACAAAAAGGUAACAUAACUCAUCAUUGUCAAAUAAUCUUUUUUUUGCUUCAGGAACUACCCUAAACCAUUGCAUAACGUUGGAUAGGGGACACCUUAGAUGGGCUCUGGGAAAACAUUAAUACUUUGUUACAAAUCUAAAAUUAGGGGAAAAGGCAGAGCUGGUUUCUAAAAUAGGGCCAGAGACCACUUUACUAGGAAGGGUUCUGGUAAUCUGGAUUAUUAUAAAACAGCACAGGACUUUAAAUAAUAUUGCCAAUAAGUAUGAAUUCUGUGUUUUGAUGUACAGUUCUCUGGUACAGAACAUGUUCCAUAGCAGGAGUUUCAAAUCCAGUUCUUAAGGCACACCGACAGUCCCUGAUUUAGAUAUUACCCAUUUUUGUUUCAGUAGGGAUAUUGACAAAACCUGAUAUCUAGUUAUAUAGCAUUACAUAGUAUUAUCAUGUAUAGCUUGGUAAGCAAGGCUCAACAUUUUGGGAAACUAUGGGAUUAUUUAUUUUAUUAUUGCAAUGAUAAAAAAAGUGUAACUCAUUUUUAAUUUUAUUUAUUAAAUGCAAUAAUUAAAUAUAGACAAAGUUGUUUUUUUUUGCCUACCAGUCUGGCUUAUGAUUAUUUUGCAAGGUUAUUUUGUACUAAAAAAUUUGUGAAAUAAUCUCAGCGACGCCAUCUGAUUGGUGCAGUGCAGCAUUUUGCCAUGCAUGUGCAUUAGCCUGCCAAUGUUUUCCUAUGGGAAAGCAUUGGAUUGGCUGAGAUCAUUGAUAAGGAAAACUCAAAACAGACAAACAAAGACAAACAAAGACAAGCAAAGAAGUGACUGAUGCUGACAUGACUUCCUACAGCACAGCUAUAUGCUAUACGCACAGCAAGGGUUUCUGUAAUCUGUAGUUCAAGAUUUUACAGCAAGAAGUUUACUGUAGAAAGUUAACAGCUGACGUACAAUUUUUGGAGCAAAAAUGGAAACUCUGCAUACUGGGAGAAAAAUCACACGUAACGACCUUAUGGCUCAAAACAAAUGAUUAAAUAAAAAAAAUAAAAAAUAAAGACCAGUUGAAAACAUAACUAGCUGUUGGCUAUGCCAAGUCAAUGAUAUUUAACCAGUUCUUAAAUCACAGAGUCCCACAAGCAUUCUCACCUGUAAUCUUAACAUAAUUGGCAGGUUUGGUACAAACCAAGUAAGCUGUGAGAGGAUGCUACUCAGUAUCACUGUGUGAUGUGAUAUCCAUUGUACUCCAGAAAACAGGAUGAUGCUUUAAAAUUAUGUCACCCUCUCUGAAUGUUCCUGAGCUAUGAGCUGGCAGACGGCACUCUUAAUGUAUGCUCACAGAUAUACAUUACAAAGUAUCUUUGUUCACAUGAGCUCAGCGAAAGCCCAAUUUAAUUAGACCUUCAAUGGGUUCAUUUGGCCGAGAAAAUGGACUGCGAUGCGAGAUUUGCUAGGAACCAAAAAAGAGAAUACACAUGCUAACCUUAUGAGAUUAAAUCAAAUAUCUCUUACUAAUCCUAAAUCUGUCCAGAUCUCAUUGAGGCCACGCUGUCUGCUCAUCAGAAGAAUAAUGCUUCUUCAGCUGAAUGGAACUCACCGUCAUUGCUACGGAAGAGGACUUUGACUGCUCAAGCUUCAUGGGAUUAAACAAGAUUUUCCAAUUCCUUUCCCUUUGUUAGUUUCUUUUCAACUCUCAGGUCUCCAUAUGUCACUGCUGCCUGUGUUUUUUCUUUUUUCUGGUAUUGUUACUUUUUAUAUAUAUAUUUAAAUGGAUUAGAUGGCACGUACACAUCUUAGUCCAUUCAUUUUACCAGGACUAGAAUGAAAUUCAAAACUAAUUUCGCAGCUAAAUUCUAUUCUUAAUCAUUAUGCAUGAAUUGUAAUAAUUUAGAUUUUUCGAAGGUAGCUUGCGCCAGAACUAGCCAUAUUUUAUGAAUGACAAUAAGAAGAUAUUCUAAACCAGGGGUCAGCAAUCUAUGGCACUCAAUGCUGCCAGAGCCAAGCAGGCUCCAGCAGGAGUUCCACUGGUACUUCAGAUAUCUGCUAGUGCAAACCGAGCUGUGAUUGCAGGUGUUCCUCAAUGUGCACAUUCAAACUCUUAAAGGGAAGCGAUGGAAAUGCACACUGGAGUAGAGCAGCCAUCAGCAGCUAUCGUAGCUCCUGCCCUUGAGCUGUACCUGGACAGCCUGGUCUCCACUGGACUCCAGGGAAGCCACCCACACUGCUAGAUGUACACAGAGCUGCAGAAUUAUCCUCCCCCUCAUACAAAUACUAAGCACACAAGUCGACAAGAAGCCUUUCACAGGCAAUAACACAGACAAUAAUUUAAGGUAAUAAAAAUUUUAAGGUAAUUUAAACAAAAAAACAAAACAUUCAGCUGCUUUGUUGAAUACCGGUGACUCAUAUGAUGGUUAAGCUUUCAAUAUAUAUUUUUUUUUAUUAACAAGAGUACAUAAAAACAUUUUGCUCACACAUUUUUACAGCAUAUAUAAUCUGUUAUGUGUAGCUGAAGCUCAAUGUUCAAUAUUGUUGACAAAGAAUUAUCCAUGAUGUGUGCAAACACAAGUAUUGGAAAUGGCGGGAUAGGUCAAUUAUCCCUUCCCAGAAAGAUACCCACAGUCAUGAAGGCGUGUCAUUUCUAAAAUCAUGUUUUACUGAUUAAGAAUAGAAAAUUAAAACAUAUUUAAAAGAAUUUGCUUAAAACAAUUACAUAUCAUCAAGAAUAUGGAAAAAUAUAACCAGAAAGACCUUUACUGAAUUCAUAUUUUUGUGAAAAAUAGCAUAUUUAUAUGUAUUGAUAGGUGAAGUUAUGUAGGUUAAAUAGGCAUAGAUUCUACUAAUGCAUUUUGCCUAAAAAACCUGCAUGGUUUAAUGUAUGCUUCCUUAAGGAGCAUGAAAGGCCAUGUAUCCUAGAUUUUCUUUGUUUCCUGUGCUUUUGAGCAAUAAAAAAAAGUUUGAAUUUUUUUUUAUAGUUGUGGUGUUUUUUCACACUAUUUCUUGACCAUGUAGUCAUUUGCUGAGUGGUAAUUUAUAUCGUGUUUAAUUUAUAUUCUGUCAUGCUUGUAGAGAGUGACUGGUACCUGAGCCACAUAACAAUUAUUGUUCCAAAAGAAGAGAGUCUAGAAUGGAGCAUGUAUCCCUUCCCUUACCUGGCAAGGGUUAACCCCGACGCACCAAGAGGGACUUUUGUGUAUCAGCUGUCAGCCCAUUAUUAUAAUGAUGAAAGAUCCAGCAAUGAAAUCUCUUACUACAUCAUGGAAGGUAAGCAAUAUUUUUUUAUUUAUUUUUUUGCAUUUUUUGCAUAGCACUUUGAACUUUAUGGAUAGGGGUAUUUGCUAAAGUAUGACUUAUCGUAAAGAGAACUCCGAGCUGCAGACCAAGAUUGCCGAACUGACUCGGAGACUGUAUCCAGUCUUUCAGUUACUAGAACACAACAUUUGAAUUUCACUGUGAAUUUCCUACAGUUCUAACUUUAGGGAAUACUCCUUUUUAUAUUCAUAUGUAUCAACCUGCUCAGCAGCUUAUUGUUUAAUUAAUAAAACAAAUUCUAGCUAACUUAGGUUUCUGUUGGGCACGAUGGGGUUUCUUCAUCAUCAAGCAGUUGAAAGAAAUACUUUAACUUAUUUAGCAGUUUAUCCCCUUAAAUACAUACAAAUAGGUGGAGUUUCUUGGUUCGUUGAUGCAAAGUAAAAUUUAAUAUUAAAUGAGAACUUGGUAUCACAGUCGUACAUUGAAUAAAGAGUAAGAGACGUGAACAACUACACCCAAAAAAGAGUGUCUGACAUUUGUAGGUAGUUCAGUAAAUUCUGACGGCAGCUGCUCACCGGCAAUCGCGAUGGGGGGACUUGCUUAUCCCCUUUAUCCCCUUACCUGGGUACCCGUCGGGUUCCGAUGCUCCUUGGUUGUCCAGUGAUCCACUUACAACUUUUGCACAGCUGCAGAAGCCAGAAGCCGCGGCAGUCGACAUUCAUUGGUUGAGAAGAGUAUCCGCUUACCGCUCUCAGCCUAUGACUGAAAUUCUGUGCAGCCACUGCAAUGACCUGAUAGUAGUUAUAGUACUUGGAUUGUCCCUGUAAUCAUUUGAGAUAGAGAGACCAGAAAGUGAUAGGCGAUGCUCCUGGAAAGUCUUUUUGUAUGUCAGCUGUGAAAUCUUUUUAAAUCAUGGCUAUUGUGGUUAGUUUGUACACAAGGCUGACAUUAGUAACUUUGCUUCACACCUGUGCAAUGAAAUAUACCUUUUAAGAGUGUUGGGCUCCAUGAACUGUUUGGCAUAGCACAUUGCUACCAGGUUUUACAAUCUAUUCUACUCCUUCACUUUGUAAUUCUGUCCUAUGGUCAAUACAGGUUACAAAUGUAUAAUUUUAUAAUUGUUAAUGUGCACGAGAACACACAAAAAAAAUAUAUAUAUAUAUUCAUGCUGAUCUCUUUAAAGGUGGUGACCAGAGAUUUGAGAUUGCUAAGGAUUCUGGUGUUAUCAGUACCUCUGGGUUACUGUUGAUGUGGAAUAAGGAAUAUACUCUCACAGUCCAAGCCGCCGACCGGCACGGAAAGAAGAGCCCACAUGCCUCUAUUUCCAUUUUAGCUGGGAUUCGGCCUCCGCAGUUUACAAACAUUUCUUACAAUUUAUUUGUUCCUGAAAGCACAAGUCCUGGGAAAAAGUGAGUUUAACUCUCUAUGCAUUAUAGUAAAUGUAUUUAUUGUAACAUUUUAUGGUCUAUAUGAAAAUAAUAAAAACUAUUAUAUCUAUAAUUUUGUGCAUUAAUAAAUUGCAGAUGAGCAUCUAGUGUCAAUUAAUCACUCUCAGACAGUGAGUUAAGCCCGGCACCACUGGGUUUGUCUUAGUGAAGCUCUCACUGUAGGUGUAUAAAAACAUAGAAACAUAGAAUGUGACGGCAGAUAAGAACCAUUCGGUCCAUCUAGUCUGCCCAAUUUUCUAAAUACUUUCAUUAGUCCCUGGCCUUAUCUUAUAGUUAGGAUAGCCUUAUGCCUAUCCCGCCCAUGUUUAAACUCCUUUACUGUGUUUCGAGAAAGAGGAGGAGAGACCCAGCUGUACCCAGCAGACCCAGGUAAGAAGUCAAACUGUUAUAAAAUGGUUUGUCUUCAUAAAUGGGGGUAAGGGAGGGCCAAGGGAACUAGCACCAUAAAUACUACAGCACAGCAUAGUAGAUACUAUGCUCCUUUAAAGUUGCACACAAACAAAAUGGACAGCAAAUCAGCUGGCUUAAUAUUGGGUUGGUACUCACUCAGGGUUUAAAGGAACACUUUAGUGACGGAAUACCAACAUGUAUUCCAGACACUAUAGUCUUAAUGGACCAAUUCGCUGGCUCAGAGCAAAUGCUGGGCUGGAAAGGGGAGGGAAAGAGGGAGUAUUUUAUUAAAUAAUAAAUCUUGUAUCAUCGUUAUAAGCCCUGUGCUGUACACAUAACAGUAAGCAUAGACGAAGCAUAUAGAAAAAGGAGAAAGAAAAUAAGGGGAGUGCCGUAUAAAAAAAAGUGUCUGUAUAAUAAUUGGUGCAAAUAUGGAAAAGGGGCGGAGUCUCCAUAGCAAUAUGCCUGCUGGUUCCACUUGUUUCCACGGUGACUGCGCCACACCAAUUUUCAGAACUCAACAUUUUUAUGCAGUUCCCCUGGAAGGCACAUAAUGGCAUUGUACUUCCCUUCAUUCUGUAAUUAUUCAUAGUAUUGUACCUGCCUGUGUAGAAGUUUACAUAUUUGUCUAAAUGUCUAAUUUCUCAGUCAUUUAAAAAGUCCAAAUUAAUGUUUGUGGAUAUUUGAUCUAGAUCUUUGUGAUUGUCUAUAUACAGGAUAACUAUAGUGGAAGCAGUGUCUUUUCAAAGCACGCCAAUCACCUAUACUUUGUUGGUGAAUCCAAGUGGACUGUUCGCUAUAAACCAGGAGAGCGGAGAGCUGAGUCUCACCCAUGAAGUGGAUUACGAGAGUGAACAUCACCUUUAUCACUUGCUGGUGAAAGCCCUGGAAGCAGACAGCGGUCUUAGCAGUAUCACUGAGGUAUUGCAUCAUUAUUAUUACAUUAUAGGUGCACUACAGUCACCAAAACAACUUUAGUUUAAAGGGACACUAUAGUCACCCAGACCACUUCAGCUCAAUGAAAUGGUCUUGGUGCCAGGUCCCUCAGGUUUUACCCUUCACAUGCAAACAUAGCAGUUUCAGAGAAACUGCUAUGUUUAUAUAGCAGAGUUAAUCCAACCUCUAGUGGCUGUCUUCCUGACAGCCGCUAGAGGCGCUUCUGCAACACUGGAUGCAAAAUUCACAUCCAGCAUGCAGAACGUCCACAGGAAAGCAUUGAGAAAUGCUUUCCUAUGGACUGUUAGAAUGCUCGCGCGGCUCUUGCCGCGCAUGCGCAUUCCGCUCCACUCGGGAGCUGACGUCGGUGGGGGAGGAGAGGUCACCAGCGCUGAGGGAGCCCGGCGCUGGAUUAAGGUAAACUGCUGAAGGCGUUUUUACCCGUUCAGCGCCACGGGAGAGGAACCCUGAGGGUGAGGGUCCCCCAAAGAUGACAUAGUGUCAGGAAAACGGGUUUGUUUUCCUGGCACUAUAGUGAUCCUUUAAUGAAGCAGUUUGUGUGUAGAGAUCAUGCCUCUGAAGUUUCAUUGCUCAAUUAUCUGCCAUUUAGGAGUUGAAUCACUUUUGUUUCUGUUUUUGCAGCCCUGGUCACACUUCUCCUGACUAUGACUGACACAGACAGUAUGAAAGCAAAAUGGUUGCAUUUUCAAUCAGAUAUUAACUUACUGUAGAAGUUUUUAUCUCAUGCUCUGUAAAAUGAACUUACAGAGAAGCCCCUACAGUUCACAUACAGGAAGCUCCUGCAAGUUCUAGCAAGCUAUUACCAGUGCAGGAGAUAAGACAUUAUAAAUUAAACAGAAUUUGCAAUAAAGGAAGUGUAAACAUUAGAUGACUCUUUACAGGAAGUGUGUAAGAAGGCUGUGUGAGUCACAUGCAGGGAGGUAUGACUAGGGCUGUAUAAACAAAGUGAUUGAACUCAUAAAUGGCAGAGAAUUGAGCAGUGAGACUGUUAGGAUACGAUCUGUACACCAAGACUGCUUCAUUAAGCUAAAAUUGAUAGGUGACUAUGGUGUCCCUUUAUAUUAGUAACCAUAUCAGGUUACUGGCAACUGGAAUGCGCCAUGGAAUGAAUGUCCAGACUGGAGAUCCCCCUGCUGUUAUCAUUUCUAUAAAUUGAAUCUUCUUUGAGCCUGUUAUGAGAACAAAAUAUUGGAUGAUUAUCUAAUUUUCUACCUUUUGUUCCCCAGUCUUUUGUAGCAUCAGUAAUUUAUAUAAAGAAUAGUUUUAAAGGUGUCCCCUUAAAAGGGGGAAUGCAAAAAUGUAACUGUCACUCAGCUUUUGAGAAAGUGCGAGAUGCACAAAAUACAUUUGGCUAAUUCCUGUACCUCUUUCUCUGUUAUCCAACAAUAUAUAUUUGCAAGAUGGAAUAGAGUUGUAAUUUUGUUACUCUUUACCCUGGGCUGGAGGCUAUGUUUUUGUGCCCUUGCAAACAAAAAUCAGAAAAGAGCAUAUAAAUGCUGUAUACUCACCCCCUAAUAACAGUAAUUAUAAACUAUAAAAUAUGGAGGCACUCUAAAAGAGAGAAGGAAUGGAAAGUGUCAGCCUUAAAGCUAGGAGAUGAACACAAGUGGAGGGUAGCGGGAGGAGGGCAGGAUUCUAAGACAAUAUAAUCCUGAAUAUUAAAAGUGUAGUGAUAAAUAAAAUACUAGAACCCAUAUAAUUCUUGUAUUAUUUUGAUUUCCUUCCAGGCAAUGAUCCAUAUCACGGAUGACAAUGACUGUUCUCCAGAAUUUUUGAGAUCCAUUUAUAGCCAGGAAAACAUCCUAGAAAACGUUUCUGUUGGUACAUCUGUGUUACAAGGUGUGUGGUUAUGUUAUUGAUUUUGUGGAACUGCGUCAGAUCCAACUUUGCCAUGUUGUAAAGCAUGAAAUAUGAAAGAUGCACAUUCCUGUAAAUGGGUUUCAUCCAUCAGUGGGCUGAUCUUGCUUAUUAUUUCUUAUCAGUUCUAGCACAAGACUGUGACUCUGGAUCCAACUCUGAAAUUUCAUACUUCACUCAGAGUGCAGACUUUUCCAUUACUCUACAAGGCAUCAUUCAUUCUAGCCAAAGACUGGAUUAUGAACGCCCCAAUCACCUGUAUGAGUUUGUGGUCAUAGCCAUUGACAAGGGAAAUCCUCCAAGAACAGGAACCGCAUCUAUUCGCAUUCGCAUGGCCAAUGUUAAUGACGAAGCCCCAGUUUUCUCCCAAACUGUGUAAGAAUAUUCCAUAGUAUUUUAUUCCCACAUAACAUGUUCUUUUUUAUUGACUAGAUGUUCUAAGUGUAGAUAUGACUUUAGUCUUAUCUCUCAACUAUGUAAUAACUUGUUGGACUAAUUUAUUGUUGAUUUUUUUAAUUUUUUAUCAUCAGUCUAUUAUAGGAAUUGUGCUUAUAUGAAUAUCAAGUCAAAACAUUCCCACCAUAACCCAGUUUCUGGAAAAUCAUAGUAUCCACAGCGCAGGUAGGCAACGUACGGUACUCCAGAUGUUGUGGACUACAUCUUCAUUAAUGCUUUGCCAGCAUUAUAGCUGUAACAGCAUUAUGGGAGACAGAGUCCACAACAUUAGGGGAACUGAAGCCUAACCUUGAUCUAUGGCCAUAGGGUACUUAUGUAGAUCUUUGCACACUUCAGGCAGAGGGUGUAGAAAGAAAGAACAAAGUCGAUACAAACACUAAAACUAGGGAACUUGAUGUGUUCGUGAAUAGAGAUGUUUAUUCUGUUUAUUGUUCCUUAUGCCUUGUAACAUUACAGUGCUUUUUUAACAUGGCUUAUCACUGCCGUGGAAACAUAAAAGUAGGACUUAACAAUCUUCUGUUGAAAAUGCUUAAAACCCAUUAACAGGACAUUACAAAGGUUAUGUGUAUAGACUGGAAGAAAGGAGAUUUAGUCUAAGGCAAAAGAAAGGGUUUUUACAGUAAGAAAAAGGAUGUGGAACUCUCUGCACGAAGGGGUGGUUUUAUCAGAGUCCGUACAGAUGUUUAAACAGCAAUUGGAUAAAUACUUGCAAAAACACAAUAUACAGGGAUAUAAUUUUCAUUUCUGGGGUAAAAGCUACUUUUUCCAAGGAUAAUAUAACUCCCAUUCUAUGGUCAAGAAGGAAUUUUUUCCUAGUUUGUUGCAAAAUUGGAAGUGCUUCACACUGGAUUGUUUUGCCUUCUUUUGGAUCAACAGCAAAAACAGAUGAGAGAAAGGCUGAACUCGAUGGAUGCAUAUCUUGUCAGCUGUGUAAUUAUUUCUCUUUGUAUGAGAGCAAAUAGGAGCUUUGAUGCUGUAAAGUGAAAGCAACAAUUCCAGUCUACCUACAUGCAUUUUACACUGGCACACACGUUUAUGAACAGAUAGUUAAUAAAAGAAUAUGGAUCACGUCAAAAUAUUUCCUCUUAUGACUUCUGUUUUAUAAUAAGGUCGCAAAAGAGAUAUAAGACCAUUUCAUGUAAGUUUGCAGAUGGUCUUGUAUCUAAUUAAGCACUGAUAAACUGGGACUGUAGUUUUAUAAUUUAUUAUUUACAUUUACUUAAUUUAUGAGAAUGUAAAGUUUGUCAAACAGUUUUAAAUCUAAAAGGCUGUAAACUGUAAUCCGUAGUCAAACAUAAUUCUACUAGGUCAUCGUACAUGACUGUUAUUUUUCAAUUAAAUUAUUAAAUGAAGCCAAUUUGAUCUCUUUGUACAUAUUGAUUCCAGUUAUAACACCUUCCUCUCUGAAGACGCUGGACCCAGCACUUUGGUGGCAACCAUUCACGCAAUGGAUCCUGAUGGAGACAUAGUUUCUUAUUUCAUUGUUGGAGGAAAUGAGGAGGGCAACUUUGAAUUGGACAGCCAGAAAGGUACCCCAAAUAUCUUCAUAAUUUAGCAUUUUAAGGUCAUCAGUCUGUAUUUAAUAAAAUGAUAAUUUGAAGACCAAAAGACACUCUAGAAAAAUCAUCAUGGUCUUCAGUAACUUUGACUGCUUUUUGGAUUCCAUACACAGCCCAGUCCUGAUAUAAAUGAACCCUGUAUAUCUAAUAUUGAUACAGUAUACCAUGAUAGGCUUCAUAUUUUAUAAAUAUUGCAUCUAUACUUCUUUUUUAGGCAUCUUAAGACUGCGUAAAACACCUCCGCCUAAUUUGACAAGACUUCAGUAUGUAUUAAAUAUUUCUGCGGUUGAUGACAACUCCUCAGACGGACCAAUACCGUUAAGUAGCUUCACUCAAGUUAUUGUGGGAAUAAAUGAUGUAAACAACAACAAACCCAUCUUCGAAGAGGUGAACUCAAAGUGCAGAAUUUAAUUAUAUGUUUAUUUUAUUCGUAAUAAGCGCCAGACAGGACUGUUCUCAAAGUUUUGCUAUGUUAUUUCUAUUUAUUACAUAUUUUUAUAUUUUGAAUAAAUUAUUUAAAAAGCUUAUCCAAAAAUAUUAAAGGAACACUAUAAUCACCUAAAUUACUUAUUAUAGAUCAUUCCCCUGAAAUUUCACUGCUCAAUUCACUGUCAUUUAGGAGUUAAAUUUAAUCACAUACAGGAGGCUAUUGCAGGGUCUAGCAAGCUAUUAACAUAGCAGGGGAUAAGAAAAUCUUAAUUAAUCAGAACUAGCAAUAAAGAAAGCCUAAAUAGGGCUCUCUUUACAGGAAGUGUUUAUGGAAGGCUGUGCAAGUCACAUGCAGGGAGGUGUGACUAGGGUUCAUAAACAAAGGGAUUUAACUCAUAAAUGGCAGAGGAUUGAGCAGUGAGGCUGCAGGGGCAUGUUCUAUACACCAAAACUGCUUCAUUAAGCUAAAGUUGUUCAGGUGACUAUAGUGUCCCUUUAAAUCAAGGUCUAUGUCAUUUAGUCACUGUGUUAUUUAGCUAACAGUAAAGGUCUUGAUUUAAUAAGCCUUCCACAUGAUUCAAUAUGGUUAGAAAAACGUUCCAAAUGAUUUCUCCACAAAAGUCAACAUUAAAGAAUAUGGGGGUCUUUGUAGACAGACUCAUAUGGGAAGUUUUUCUAAAAGUAUUUUCUUCUAAAAGUACUUCAUCAAGCAACAUUUUGUACAUAUAUAUAUAUAUAUACAGUUGUAAUCAAAAUUAUUAACCCCUUUUGAAAAUAAGGUUUAUUGUCAAAAUGUGCAGACUUUCAGCUGUUUGCAGUGAACAAAGCAAUUGAAAUAGCUCAACACAAUGAAUGCCUCAAGUGGUUUCCACAAAUUCAACUGAAAAUGCAAAUUACAAUUACUUCUUCAGUCUCAAAAUUAUUCAACCCCUUCAUGGCAGGCAUCUUUAGUACUUAGUAGAGCACUCUUUUGCUGUUAUGACCUGCUGCAAACGAGAUGCUUAGCCAAAUUUCAGCCUCUGGCAGCGUUCCUGAGGAAUCUUAGCCCAUUGCCUAUGAACAAUGGCCUCCAGUUCAGUAAUAUUCUUUGGUUUGCGUGCUGCAACCGCCUUCUUCGAAUCCCACCAGAGAUUUUCUAUGGGGUUCAAGUCAGGUGGCUGUAGAAUGGCCACUGUAGAAUUUUUCAGGACUUCUUCUGCAACCAAGCUUUUGUGGAAUUUGAGGUGUGCUUGGGAUCAUUAUCAUUUUGGAAGGUCCAAUGGCGCCCAAGAUUCAGCUUCCUCACAGACGGCAUGUCGUUUUCUCCUAGAAUUUCCUAAUACUUCAAUAAAUCUAUCUUGCCUUCUACUUACUGUAGGUUUCCAGUGCCAGAGGAUGCAAAGCAGCCCCAGAGCCACCACCAAAUUCUUAACUGAAGAGAGAGUGUUCUUUUCAACAAAUGCUUCAUUCUUCUUCCUCUUCUUCCUCUUCCUCUUCUACCACUGAUCCAUUGGGCCAAAAAGUUCCAGUUUUGUUUCACUGCUCCAUAGAGCAGAAUCACAAAACUUGUGUGGCUUAUUUAUAUGAUUUGAGCAUAUUGGAGCUGACUUUUCUUGUGCCUUUGUGUCAGUAGUGAUGUACAUCUUGGAGUUCUGGCAUGGAAACGUUCUGUGUUUAGUAUGCGCCUUACUGUGCUCACUGAAACCUCAGUGCCUAUUGCCACCAAGUCUUGCUGCACGUCUUUUGAGGGAUUUUUACAACCUGCCUUCUCAGAAAUCUGGUUGCAGCUAUUGGUAGCUUCCUAUUUCUGCCCUGUCCAGGUGGUUUAACCACUGUCCCUUCAAUUUGGAAUUUGAGAACUAUGUUUCCAACGGUGUCUCUAGCAACAUUCAGUGCCUUUGCUAUGUUUUUGUAUCCUGUUCCUUGUUUGUGAAGGACAAAAAUCUUUUCUCUUAACUUUAUGGACCAUUCUUUUGACUUAGCCAUAUUUCUAACAUGCAGUCAAGCGUGACACUCAACAAAGCCAGUUCAGGUAUUUCAAGGGUUCCAGCUCAAGUACACCUGGUGAAACAAUGAAGCCCUUGGUUAGUUACAUCAGGUGGGCUUGAGACAGCACCUGUUUUGCAUAUUUGUGCUGUUGUGAGGUAUUCAAUUCAGAGGGAUGAAUAAUUUUGAGAAUGAAGAAGUCAUUCUAAGUUGCAUUUUCAGUUGAAUUUGAGGAAACCACUCGGCGAAGCGUUCGUUGUUUUGAGCUAUUUUAAUUGCUUUUGUUUGAUUUGUUCAUUGCAAACUGCUGAAAGUCUGUAAAUGUUGACAAAAAAAACAGAUUUUCAAAGGAGGUUGAAUACAUUUGAUUACAACUGUAUACAUAUUUACAUACAUUCAGCAAACAAGGAAUUGCACUCAUGCACUCACAGGAGUUGCUGUAGAAUAAUCUUCACUGCUUUCUAUCAUUAAAAAGAAGGCUAUAUCACAAGUUACAACGUUCGCUCUCACACCCACGACUUUCAUCUGGUCCUGAUCUAUUCACACUGUGUUGAGGAACAGACACCAGAGGGACAUUUGUGUUUACAAUAUUGUAGUUCAUCAGUAAGAUUUCAUGUCUGCAGAAGCCCAAGAUUCCCAAGAAAGUCCAAGACAUUGUACAUGAAAUAUAAAUCUUACACUGCAUACUGCAUACAGCUGACUUAAUUCCGUCUUUCUCUUAUCAGUGUUCUCAAUACAGUGAAAACACAUGGGUUUUAGAGAAUCAAGUUCCUGGUACCUUCGUCCUUAAGGUAGAAGCCAAUGAUGCAGAUAUUGGUCUUAAUGGAGUAGUGAAGUAUGGUUUAAUGCACAAAGAAGGAGCUAAUCCAAGCUUCAUCAUUGAUGAAGAUACAGGUAUGGAGCACUUAACUGCUUUUAUUUAACUUCAGUGUGAAACAGAGUAACAACUAUUAUUUAAGGCUCUUUAAUUGUCUGUGUGCUCAAAAAUAGCUUAUGGACUAUCACGUUACACAUACUCUAUACGUUGUAUUAACUGUAUUUGAAUCUGUUAAAUAUUUUUAUAUAAUAUAUUAAUAAAAGGUUUCGGGUAGACUUUAGGCAUUUUGGGCACAAACCACCAUCAGAGCGUACAAGACUUGGUUCCUGUACAGUGGAACGUUAGAACCUACUCUGCAAAUCACACUCUGAUUGGCUGCUUAUGAAAAUGGUGUUGAAAUUGCUGUGUGCCUUGUAUUUAUGAAUAAUAUGUCAUGUGGUAAAUUCAUGGCAAUGUAGCCCCUUCAUAAUUUAACAGCCAUAUUUGUGGCAAAUUGCUUCUGAAUCCUUUUUACUUAGUGAUCUUUAUGUACAUAUUUUCAUUUUUGUGUUUUGUGAUAUUCUAAAUGUAUAAAUUCUAGUUGUCUGUUUCCACAGUAAAUCUCAACCUAAUUUCACUGUUAAAUCCCAUUUCAAAUGUCAUGAUAUGGUUAGUCUGCAUGCACCUCAAUAACUGAUAAAAUUAUAUCUCGUAUCAAUAACAAUGCAAUAUUCUUUUUUUUUUUUUUUUUUUAAAUAAUUUUCGCUAACAGGCUUAUCUUUUUCUAGGUGUUAUAACCACUUUACAGAGUUUUGACCGAGAGAAACAAAGAGAAUACAUGAUCUCCGUGACUGCCACUGACCAGGGUCAAGAGCCAUUAAUUGGUGUUUGCCAGAUAACCAUUGUAAUUGCUGAUGUCAAUGAUAACGAUCCUAAAUUUGAAAACAGUCGUUACCAGUGUGAGUUAAGCCCUGGCUCUUAAAAUAAAUAAAUAAAUAUAUAUAAAGUUAUGAGUCAGCAUUACAGGAUUUAACAUUAUGCAAUGAUGAUUCUUCAGGUCCCUGGGCUGGAGAAGGUCUUGUUACAUUGAUGAUGUAAAACCAUGGAAUUGGUGGGUCUUCAAAGUAGACUGUCCUCCAGGGCUGUGUUACUCUGGACACCUCAUAUUGGAUGUCCUGUACUCCACUUGGUCUUCAUACAAUAUCCAUAACUGUGUAAUUUUUAAACACAAGUGGAUGCAGAGGGACAAAUACCUACACACAUUUAGGUACUUAACCACUGCAAUGAAACCAUGACAAUUAAAUGCCCCAUUGUUCCUUGUAUGUGUUGCCAGCUUAGUUAGUGGUGGCCCUGGCAUUUUUUUUUCAAAUAACUUCGAUGCAAGUAUUUGGGGACAUGGUCGGAGUGAUAUAAAAUUCUCCUAUCUUGUCAUGGGGAACAUCUGGCCUGCUGCUGGCCGCCUGGAUCAGCCACUGUUUUUAAACACACCAAGAAUGUAUAUUUACAAGCUUUUAUAUGUAACUUGCCCAUAAAUGCAUUUUCCUGUCUUAUAGACUUUUUGCGGAAGGAUACAGCGGUGGGAACGAGCUUCCUUCGAGCUGCUGCUCUGGACGAUGACCAAGGUAUAAAUGCCGUCAUUACAUACAUCAUGGUGCUCCAGCGUCCAGAGUACUUUAGUAUAAACCCCAGCACUGGAUGGGUGUAUGUGAACUAUCCUAUCUCCCAGGUAGGAGAAACUUCUAUUAAUAUGCAAAUCGAAUUUACUUUACAAUGUUAAUUUGGGUUUGAAACAAUUAAAUUGUGGCUUAACUCAAUUUAGCACAAAAAGUUAGUGUGAUACUGGACAGGUCUAUAUUCAUCUCCACAGAGAACAUAUUUUUCUAUUUCUAUGUAUAUUUUUGUUUAGAUCAGCGGCCCCAUCUAGUGCUUAUAAUUAACAGCCAACCAUCAGAAAAUAUGGCAUAAUGUUAUAAUGUAACAUAAUUUAAAAAUGUAAUUGAAUCCAGUAUGUACAGAUAGUUCUACAAAUAGUUCAGCAGACAGUUCUAUACAUAUCCAUGCAGAUAGGUUAAAUAAUCACAUGGACAAUUCUAUAAAUGAUCUCCCAGAUAGUUUUAUAAAUGAUACAGCGGUUAGUUCUUUACGUAACUCUGUAUGUCGUAUAUUUCUAACCUCACAGAUAGUUCUGUAAGUGCUCAAGCAGAUAAUUCUAUAAAUGAGCCAGCAGAUAGUUUCAUAAAUGAUUUAGCAGAUAGUUCUAUAAAUGACCCAGUAGAUAGUUCCAUGAAUGAACAUCCAACUGAAUUAUCAUAGCUCAGCAGGUAAAGAGCAACAUAGAUGGUUCUUAUUUCCAUCAAUAAGAGACUUCAAACUGUUUUGUUUUUCCAUUAUUUCUCAAUCAAUCUUUACAAUUUUACAAACUAAUAAAAUAUGGAAUAUGUGUUAGUAUAAAUAUGUAAUACUGACUUGAAUCACUUAUUUUUUUUUCUUUUGCCCUAGACAUCACGUAUCUCUCGACACAUUAUAGCCACAGAUGGGGGUAAUCGGAGCAGCAGUGUGGAACUAACAGUGAUCAUUACGAAUGUGCACAACCAGCCUCCUCAGUGGGAGCAAGAGCAAUACUGGGUCUCCGUCCCUGAAAACAUAACCAGGGAUUCAAAGAUUGUGGUAUGUAUAGAUCCACAACAUUGUAGCCUGUAUUCAAAGUCAUUCUGCCAACCUUCAAAGGAUGCUGGGAAUCAAAUCGUGAGCUACUCAACCCCAAUAACAAUGUAAUUAUAUUGAAAAUGAAAAUAAUUCACACACCUUCUGGCACAAUAACAGUGUAUUGAAGGUAAUGGGUGAUAGUUCAAACGAGAGGCACAGUAUCAGCGGGUGAUAGUUCAGGAAUCAGAUGUUGAUCCAAGCAUUGUAACAGAGUACUAAGAGUAGUGGGUGAUAGUCAUAGAAUCCUGGGGUGAUUCUGGCACAGUAACAGGGGUGAUAAUUCAGGAAUCACAGGUUGAUUAUGGCACAGUUACAUGGGGUGAUAGUUCUAGAAUGAGAUGUUAAUACUGGCACAGUAUCAGUGGGUGAUAGUUCAGGAAUCACUGGUUGAUCCUAGUAUUGUAACAGAGUACUGACAGUAGUGGGGGUGAUAGUUCAGGAGUCAGAGAUUGAUUCAGGUAACAGGGUGUGAUAGUUCUGGAAUCACAGGUGCUGUAAUCUCUUUAAGCAAGUUAAAUUUGAGAGUGAGUUGUUGGAAAGUAACUAUAGUGAAACACAUAUUCAGAAGAUGUACAUGUGCAGUUCCGUUUUUAUUUCAUUAAAUGUAACUAUUAACUUUGAUUCCCUGUAAGUACAGGAAUGAUUAAGGCCUUGAUUUAAAGGAUCACUAUAGGGUCAGGAACACAAACAUGUAUUCCUGACCCUAUAGUGUUAAAACCACCAUCUAGCCCCCCUGGGCCCCUCAUGCCUCCAUAAAUAUAGCAAAAUCUUACUGUAUUCAAGCCUGAAGCUGUACCUCUGCAUGCUGACUCAGAAAAACAAACAGUCUGCUGACAUCAUCAUCCAAUCCAAUCCAAUCCAAUCCCAAUGCUUCCCCAUAGGAUUGGCUGAGACUGACAAAGAGGCAGAACAGGGGCAGUGCCAGCAUGAUUCAAACACAGCCCUGGCCAAUCACCAUCUCCUCAUAGAGAUGAAUUGAAUCAAUGAAUCUCUAUGAGAAAAGUUCAGUGUCUGCAUGCAGAGGGAGGAGAUACUGAAUGUUUGGAUGCAUUUUAGGCAGCCAUGACCCAGGAAGGAUCUCUAACAGCCAUCUAAGGAGUGGCCAAUGACGUUAUCACUAGGCUGUAAUGUAAACACUGCAUUUUCUCUGAAAAGACAGUGUUUACACCAAAAAGCCUAAAGGUAAUGAUUCUACUCACCAGAACAAAUUCAAUAAGCUGUAGUUGUUCUGGUGACUAUAUUGUGCCUUUAAUAUUGCUGGAUAAGCUUUCUAAAUGAUUUAAUAUUUUUAGAUAAACUUUUAAAAUAAUUUUUCCAACAUAUUAAAAUAUUAAAAAUAUGUCAUAUUUUAAAAAAUAUAUACAUUUAUCAAAAUAUUACACAAUUAUAAUAUCCAAAAAUAUUAAAUCAUUUUGAAAAUCUUAUUCAACAACAUUAAAUUGAGGCAUACAUUAGACAAAAGAAAGGCUUUAAAAAAGCAAACAGCUGUAUUAAAAAUCAAAAUAACGCUGCAAAAAGCUCAUUUUAUGAGUAUUCUUUUAACUGUUUAAGUGCCUUUACCAUCACAUAUUCUGACCUUUAUCUUCAUCAUUUUCAGACCAUCAAGGCUACAUCACCACUUGGUGAUCCAAGGGUUACGUACAACAUAGAAGAAGGUCUUGUUCCAGAGACAAACUACCCUGUUCGCUUCUACUUAAAACCUAAUAGAGCAGAUGGAUCAGCGUAUGUACUAAUAGCGGAACCUCUUGAUUAUGAGGAAAAUACAUAUUUCACAUUGAAAAUUAGGGCCCAGAAUGUUGCCACUGUCCCACUGGCAUCAUUUACAACUGUUCACAUCAACGUUACUGGUAAGAAUUGUAACUAUAUACCACAAUCCAAUGUAUUGAUGGCAAUACUGAGGACAUCACUAAACAUCGAUAUCUCAUGUUUUUACUUUAAAAUGAUGAAUUGGAAUAUUUUUACAUUAUCAUGGUGAGUAGGCAGUGUCUUGGGAUGUGUGAGAAUAUUUAAAGGGUAGAAAGUGUCUGAGAGGGUAUUUGAAUGUAUUCGUGGAUUUCUCAGGAAUCUUGGAGUGAGUUGUCACGGCUAAGGGCCAGAUUAUCACGUAAGGAGGCUUUUAUAGGGUAUUCAUGGGGACAACGCAUAGGGCAAGAUAUUAACAUAUAACAUAUAUUAAAAUAUAUGACAUGGCAUAAUAAGCUGUGUCACCACUAACCCUUGCAGUUGAAUCCAGCAGAGUCUAUUUACUAACACAAUUUGUAUCUCUGGUUGCAGAUGUUAAUGACAAUGUUCCGUUCUUCACAUCUUCUGCUUACGAGGUGACCGUGCCAGAAGGAGCAGAGGUUGGAACAUCAAUAGUCCAGGUGUUGGCUACUGACCUAGACUCUGGCCAGAAUGGGAAGGUUUGUGAUAACUUUUUUAAUUAUAAGGUGUUCAUAGCAAAAUAAUAUUAUUAUUAACAUAUUUAUAUUAUUCUUGGUGGCUUAAUAACAGAUGCAAAUACAUAAAUGCCAACGCAGCACUUGCAAUUAGAAUAUUUAAAUUAUGCUCAAUUGCUAUUAAGGUGCCUUCCAAUUUCCAAAUGAAGGCCACCAGCAGGUCACUGUAUCGUUCCAUAAAACAUGUAUCAUCUCAAGUCGGUUCCACAAACGCAGCACACAAUUAAUUUGAUUCUGAUAGAGAGCUUCUGACCUGGAAUGUGGGUUCUCAAUAUUAAUGUGUGGCUUGCAAAGAUGCUGGAACGGUAUGUUUCUCAUGACGUCAGCAUGGAGCAAAGUCACUGAGAAUUGUUGUAUACAUGAUACAAACCAAUUAAGGCAGUUCUGUGGCAAAAUGAAGUUCUGUACUUGUCUGAGACCUCUCUCUUAUCUACAAAAGUCUAUUAUCUUUCCUUGACCCACAGACUGCUGAUCUAGAAAACACAGAAUUCUUUAGCAAUCCUUGGUAAUGUAAUUCAUCAAACACUGCAUAGCCAAUUAUGGACAUAUCUUAAAUUUAAAAAAAUAGCUAAAUAAUAGACUACUUCUCUUUAAAUUAAUUAUGGCGCAUGUUGCACCACUGGCCAUACUAGUGUUUAUAAAUGUUUCAGUUUAUUUGUUAUCUUUGCAAUGAUUAUCAGUUUAUUUCCCUGUGCAAAGUGUCUGCAAGCCUCUUAGUAUUUUGUACUAAAUUACAGCACCCCUCCUUCCCUUAAUUUUCCAUUUAAAAAAAUGACAAAUGGUUUAAACAGGCUUGCAAGCAGCCACUCUCCAACUGAAUCUACAGUGCAUACAGUGCUUUCUAAUACAUAAGACCUUUUCAAAUUUUAAUAAAAUUUUCAUAACGUAUAUUAGAAAUGAAGAUACAAUCAGUGCUGAAUUGCAUUAAUUUUAAACAAAGAAUGUCAUUGUAUAUUUAAAAAAAAAUUGAUAUUACUAGCACAGUCAAUUGUUAAAAUAACAUUCUGUCACACGCAGGUGAAUUAUUUAAUACUGAAAGAUGUCAAUGAAGAUUUCCUCUGUUUUACAAUUGACCAUGAAACUGGAGUCAUAUUUACAAGAACAUCUUUUGACAGGGAGAGGCAAGCAUCGUACCUUAUUGAAAUUCAGUCUCAGGAUUCUUCUGAAUCUGCCCGUCUUGGAAUUCAAGGCCACCCUAACACAGGUGAGCAUAUUGCGGCUUCUGUCCAAAGUGCUUAGAAUUAUAUCAUCAGACAGUGAUCUCUUGUAGACAUUUAUGUUUAAGCUCAGUCCACCAGAGUCCAGAGUGGACAUUUAUAAUCUUUCAGAACCCACAUCUGACUACAUAACCAAAAUGUGUCAGACCCAGCGGUAUUUGGCACCCAAAUUUAAGAGAAUUCUUAUUAAUAAUGUAAAAAAUGAGAAUCCACAGGAUACACAGUGUAGGGUGAAAAAUUAUGAAUUUAUUCUGGUUCCAUGUACAAAACAGAAUUACGACGCUUUAGUUGUAAAGGCCUUAAUCAUAUAUGUCCAAAAUGUUGUAUUUCUGCUUUGUCCUUUGGACCAGAAUAAAUUAAUCAUUCUUCACCCUACACCCUGUAGCCUGUGGCUUCUCACUUUUGAUGUACUUUGGGGGUUAACAGACCUCCACCCUAGCGCUCCAGGGCAACACGCUACUACUUUUCUUAUUAAUUAUAAUUCACCAGAUUUUAUAGAGAAUAGUCAGGUUUCAGCAAACUCGAGUGUUUGUAAACACAUAGUGUAAAGGUUCCAUAUGCCAUUGUACAGCGUUACGGAAUUUGCUGACGCUAUAAAAAUUAUAAAAUAAUAAUAACAUGUACUCAGCAGUUUGUAGAUAAAUAUAACCUAGUUCCGGUACCAUUGUUCAGUCUAAAUCGACUCAGUUUGUAUUGACUGGGGGAAUUAUUGACUAACAACACCUUAUUGUAGGAAGACUCACUAUAACAAUUGUACCUAUUAAGUUCACAAAUAAGACCUGUCGGUUACCAAAAUUACUGUAAGCGCUCUAUUUUUUCCCCAGAUACCGCCUAUGUAAGGAUCUUUGUAAGUGAUAUUAAUGAUAAUGCCCCGAGGUUCCCAUUGCAGAGAUAUGAGACCAGUGUGGGAGAGGAUGAAGAUGUGGGUUAUGUUGUAAUAACAGUAAAUGCUAACGAUGAAGAUGAAGGUAUGCUAUAAUUCUUUCAAACUUUUUUAAAACAUAUAUACUAAUUGAAAGUGGAAGUAGUUUACAUCAUGCAAUAAGUAACUCUGUUUGUAACACUGUUUGAAUCACUUCGAUGGUAAUGACCUUUUGUGUAAUUCUUGCGUAAUUCUUUUAAAUGAUUGAGUGUUCUCUAAUACAGGAGCUAAUGCAAAGAUAAGGUAUCAAAUUACAAAUGGAAACGGAAGAGGAAUUUUUGAUGUGGAACCAGAAGUGGGGUCAAUCUUUCUCACCCAAAGUCUGAAUUAUGAACAAGACACCUACUUCGAACUCAGGCUGGUGGCUUCAGAUGGCAAAUGGGAAAACCAUACUCUCGUCAUCGUUAAUGUCAUUAAUUUGAACGAUGAGGCUCCAGUCUUUGCACAGAGUGAAUAUCAUGAAAGCAUUUCAGAGGAACUGACAGAAACACCUAUCUUGGUGCUGCAGGUACUCGGCCUAAACUAGUUAUUAGACAACUCUGCUCCUGUUUUGUUACAAACUGCAAUUCGGCCAAAUGUACAGGUAAUCGUACAAAGUCUCGAUUUCAGAACCGCUACAUAGACUAAUCACGAACAAAACAAACGACUCGCAUAUGAACGGUGGUGCAAAACAAAAAAAGAGAUGACUGAUGGGGAAAAAAGAUGAUUGGCUUUUUUGAACUGACACUAAAUGUUGAUUUUAUUAACAUUUCAGUUAUUAUACUCAUCAAAUAGAAGUAAAAUGUUUUUUAGAUAUAUUAGAUGGUUUAUAAAUAAAUAAUAUAUGAAUACAAAUUGUUUAUUGACCCUCCUCUUUUGUGUACUUUUUCUCACUUGAUCUUUGAACUAAAUGACAGAAAACCAUUUAUAGUAUGUAUAUAUUUGCCGUACAUUCAUUGGCCUAUUUUCUUGCCAUUGCAGUUGGUCUGAUUUGUUUUCCUGAUUUUUUUUUUUCCAUUAUAAAAGUCAGAUGAGCGAACCACCAUGUGGUAGAAAUUUGUAAAAAUAAAUACAUUUAUUUUAAGACAAAGUGGGUUGGCCAAAAAAAAAUGUUUUCAUUCAUCACAAGUCUAUCAGUUAUCUUUUACAUUGGCGACUCCAUGCCCUAGAGAUCUCCAAUAUAUGAGAUAUAAAGACUCUUCUAAUUGUUUUGCAGACUUUGACAAGGUUGUGUAAGUGUUCUAUUCCCAUUAAAAAAAUUAAACAUUUAUUUUUAAACUUGUAGGUGUCAGCCACUGAUCCUGAUCAAGAAGCUGAUCAGACUGCACUUCAAUAUUCCCUGCAUGGACAGGGGGCUAACAAUGAAUUUACCAUAGAUCAAUUCAAUGGAAACAUUUAUGUUCAGAAAAAACUUGAUCGAGAACAGCAAGCAGUAUGGCGUUUUCUGGUUCUCGCUACUGAUGAAAAUGGGGAAGGUUUGACUGGAUUUGCUGAUGUGAUUGUUGACGUGAAAGAUGUCAAUGACAAUGCACCAUCUUUUCUCUGCAACUCCGAAGGAUGCUUUGUGGGGUAUAUAGAAGAAAACUCUCCUGCUGAUACCACUGUGAUGGAGAUGGCAGCUGUGGAUUCAGAUGACCCCAAAUCUGGAAACAAUGCAUUACUUACUUAUAGGAUUGUAAAAAAUAUCCAGAAUGAUAUAAAUCUUAAUCUUUUUGCCAUUCAUCCUUCUACUGGAUCCAUAUACAAUGUUUUGGGGUCUUUGGAUAGAGAGAAAGAGGACAAAUAUUUGAUUGUUAUAGAAGCCGAAGAUGGAGGAGGACUCAAGGGGACAGGAACAGCUACGAUUUUGGUGUCAGAUGUUAAUGACCAUGCCCCAGUUUUUACUCAAAAGGUUUACGCAGCCAUCAUUCCUGAAAACUCUGGUAUUAACAGUGAGUUAGCAAUAUUUUAUGCUCUGGACCUGGAUGAAGGUGAAAAUGCAUUAUUGACAUUUAGUAUCAUUGCAGGAGAUGAUGACCAUAAGUUCUUUAUAGAGACAGAUAAAAUUCAGAAGCGAGGAAUCCUACGUCUUCGGAAAAAAGUGGACUAUGAAAAGUCCCAUGAGAGAUCUUUUAACCUGACAAUAAAAGUAGAGGACUUGGAUUUUUUUACUACCACUUACUGUACUGUCCAAGUCGAAGACUCAAAUGACCAUCCACCAAUUUUCUACCCACACUUUUAUGAAGUUGCUCCUUUGUCGGAAGACGUUCCUAUUGGUACUGUGGUGGUACAAGUGUCCACAAUUGACUUGGACUCUGGGAUUAAUGGAAAGUUCUCCUAUCAUAUUCUUAAUUCGUCUGACCCUCUUGGUCAGUUCUCUGUUAUCAAUGAUGGUCAGAUUGUUGUCUCUGGACAAUUAGACAGAGAAACAUAUGCCCAGCAUUGUUUGGUGGUACUUGCUACUGACAUGGGUGAGCCAGCAUUAAGCGGAAGUGCUACCAUUGUUUUCAGCAUUCAGGAUGUAAAUGAUAAUGCCCCACAAUUUGAAGUCCAGUACAGCCCAAUGAUUUGGGAAAAUACAGAGUAUCCACAUAUUGUACAAAUGAAUAAAACUUCAGUGUUGCUACAUGCUACAGAUGAUGAUACGGUUAUGAAUGGACCUCCAUUUUAUUUCUAUCUGCCAAGUGAUAUGUCCAGUGUGAAUGACUUCAGUCUACAAGACUUUCAUAAUGGUAGUGCAAUGAUUACUGCACUACGAAGUUUCGACAGGGAAGUGCAAAAAGUCUUUAACUUACCCGUUUUAAUCACUGACAGUGGAACUCCUCCCUUGACGUCAACUAAUAUGUUAACAAUUCUUAUUGGAGACAAAAAUGACCAUCCUCAUUCGCCGGGACAUUUGGAUUGCAUGGUCUACAGUUACAAGGGUAACAUGUCGAUGUGGACAGCUGUUUGCCAAACAUACCAAUAAUAUUUCACUAACUAGACUAAUGUGUUAUUUAGAAAGCAGUAUAAUUUACUUAAGUCAUACUUGUAGGUAGUCCUUAGAGAUGGGCAGAACCAGAAAUAAAAACAGAAAAAUUGGUGGGGGGGAAUGUUGUUUUCCAAAACCAUUUAAAAACAAAAAAAUAAGGUUGGAAUAUGUUCUUUUACAAUGAUAAACAAUAUGUCCACGACAUAGUGUUUAUAUAUUUAAACCUCCAAUAUUUCUAAAAAAACAUAUUUUAACCGCAUUUCUUUAUCUUCAUAACCUUUAUCUAAAUGCUGACCUGAUUCUGUUCUCCCAUCAAAGCAUACAAGGCUACGUACUAAAAUGAGAAUUUAAAGUGAAUUUGAAAUUUAAGGCCAGGGUAGCAUAUCUGAAAGCUAGCUGACUUACAUAUUUUUUCAGUUUCUAUUUUGACUGUAAAUUUGAAAUUCACUUUAGUAAAUAACCCUGUUAGUGUUUACCUGUAAUCUGGCCACUAAAUUGUCGUUUUUCUCCUCUCCGUAAGAUGAUGAGGCCAACAUAUUCACAGUUCAAUGCAGAAACCCCCCCACAAAAUUGCAAAUACUGUCAAAACAAGUAUUCUUUUUCCAAACUCUAUCAGAAAGACAAAACACAUCCUUGCAGGCCAGAGGUGGCUGAAAGACAUUAAAAUACUUAAUGGAAUUGCAUGAGGAAGAAUAAAAUCUGAUUCUUCUCAUAUGGAUGUUUUGGUCAAUGAUUCUCUAUCAGAAAACUUAGUAUGAAAAAACUCUAGUUCUGUAGUAGUGAGAGAGGGAGCCCUUGUGGGUGUCUGUGGGUAGGGGGGAGGGGAGGGAAUUUUAUUAUUUUAUUACAGUGUAUAUAUUAAAAUUAUUUCUCAUGAAAUAGGCACUUUCACAAAACAGGAGCUAGGGUGACCCCCUAAACACCCCAAAAGCAAUUCAGCAAGCAAGUGCUUUCAAUUUGGAGUAUCUCUAAUGGAAAUUAGACUUUCUCUUUGUUUGAUACUAUGAAUUAGCAGAAGGAUUAGAAAAAAACAAAAUAAUGUGCUUGAGUUUUCAUAUUUUUUUUAUGUUGAUUUUUUUUCGUUGUUUUUUAUUGUUUUUGCGGGGGUUGUCUUUUCUCGUGUACUGGCAAUAGAGAUUCCUUAUAGUUCACGUGAUCUUAACAUAUCCAAAGCUAUUUCAAAAAGCUUAUUUAGUUUAUUAUUUGUUUAAUAAGCUAUGUUUUUUUUCGGAAAAUAAUCAGGAAAAUACCCUGUUUUUAAAAUAUCAUAGGUUAGAUUGAAAUGUUAGAUCUAGUUUUACGAAUAAUCCAAUCUCUUAACAGGCAUCCUCCCAUCACUUGACCUUGGUAAAGUCUUAGCACCGGAUCUAGAUGACUGGGAAAACAAAAUGUACCAUUUAGAUGGCAAAUCAAGGUAAUGGGCAAGAAACAAAUAUAGCAUGGCUACAAAGUGCCAUGAUAUAUACGUGUGUAUGUUGUGUGUGUAUGUUUUAAUUUGUUUAUUUCUAAGAAGUGCACUUCACACACUACAAGCUAUCUUAAAUUGCUUAUUAUACAAUUAUUAGUAAGUAGUGAUGGUGGUGACACAAUUAUAUAUAUAUAUAUAUAUAUACUUUGGUAAAGGGACACCAAAACAACUUUAGUUUAAUGAUGUGGGUAUUUUGUUUAGAUAAAUCUUGACCUUCCAGUCUCAAUGCUAAAUUAUCUGCCAUAAAAGAGUUACAUCACGUUGUUUAUGCAGCCCCAGCCAUGUCUCCUCUGGCUGUGACUCAUGCAAUCUCCCUAUAGAUUUCCUGAAAAGUGCUCAAGUUUCUAAUUUCACUUAUUGCACAGUGUGUUUAAUUUAGAAUUUAUCUCUUGCUCUAUUCAUUUUCUGUUAGAGCCUACAGUAGCCUUCUGUGUAUGAUUAAUUGACAGAGGAGGAGAAAAUUAAUUUUAAAGCAAAAACACUGUACAUUAAACUUUUUUUUUUCCAUGGAGACCCCAAUUUAGUAUUGUUGGAUAUGCUUUUCCAAUGAUUUAAGAUUUUUGGAUAGACUUUUAAAAUAAUUUUUCCACAUAUUAACAUAAAAAAAUAGAUUGUAUAUAAAAAAAAUCAGUAAAUCAAAAUAUUACAAUAUUAAAAUAGUUUUCAUAAUAUCAAAUAAUUUUAAAACUUUAUCCAAAAUAUGGUAUCAUUUGGAAAGCUUAUCCAACAAUAUUAAAUCGAGGCUCAAGUGUUAUAGCUUCUAAUUAGAAGAGAAUUAAACAGCGACACUGCAGGUGUAUGAUCUAUCUACCAAAUCACUUUGUUCAGCCAAAGUUGUUUUGGUUCUUAAAAGGCCCUUUAGUUGCAAUAAAUAGCAUUUAUUACAGUGAGUGCUAAUGCUCCCUAGUGGCCAUAUAUAGUUACUACACCAUAUGUUAAUAUGGUUAAUAUGAGCAAUGGAUUAUAAGAGAAAUGUUUAUUUUGAGAUAUAUAGCCUGGUCAUUCCUCUAUUCCUGUAAUUUCACCCCUGCCAUAGACUCUUCUCCCUUCAUGAAACCUCUGGCCUGCUAACCAUGAAAGAAGGAGCCAUGCCUGGAACCUAUAAACUGAGAGUAAAAGUGACAGAUGGCAUCUGGCCAGACGUGCUCUCUACAGUUAAGAUUGUAGUCAUUGACAUCUCAGAAGAAGCAGUCCAAAAUGCAGGGUCAGUGAGGAUGAAAGGUAAGCAAGCCUUCAAUGUUAGUGCUUUACUAAUUCAAUACAUUAUUCAGCACCAAACUGAUUAAAUGGACAUGCAUCACUUUGAGACAAACAUCUCAUUUAUAAGCUUUAGCUCACUCUGUAGGCUGGUAACAGUUAACUGAUUUUUUUUUUUUCAUAUUUACCUGCUUCCGUCUUAUGCUUUCCACACAAAUUCCACACAAAUUCCAGGGGAGUGGAGGUGACACUGCUCUAACCAAUCAGUGUCCUAUCCCUAGGAAUGCUGGAAAAGUGCACUGAACAUGCCAGAUUUACAUAUGUGCAGUUAAAAUAUCUCUACACCUUGGAACAUUUUAUGGGGAAGAUGAAAGGAAGUCUAAUCAAUAUGAUUCAUGCACAGCAGGCAGGGCCGGAUUAAGGGCACAGUGGGCCUGGUGCUGACAAUUAUGAUGGGCCUAAUUACGGAAUCUUAUCGACCAAAAACACUAAAACAAUCAUACCUCCCAAGCGUCAUGUAUCUGAUGGAGAUGGUGCUGGAGGGAAACUCAUAGGAUGCAGCUAUAAGAAAACACAUACUCUAUGCUAAUCUCUCUCUAAUUUAUGCUUUCAUCUUUUAAGUAAAUCCAUACCCCCUAACAGCAGUGUCCAGUGAAGCUGGAAGUCAAUGGGCAGGGUAAAAAGGUGUGCCACUGGUGCAAAUCACGUGACCAGACCAGCCAAAAGGGGAGAACAUGCCCAAAAAGGGGGCAUGUUUGUCCAAAGAAUUGGAAGGUCAACCUGGCAUCAUGGCAUGGAUGCAUGUCAGGCUGCCUGCCAAUCCUGCAGGCUGUCCAACUAAGGGCAUACUAUGAUGCGCACACUCCAUGCUUUCUAAGGACUGUCCCCUAGCACUCGCUGGUCCACUUGUCUCCUUACCUUCUUACUAGCAGGCAGAAGUUCCUGGUGUAUAGUCUGAGACAGAGAAAAGGUGUAUGUAGUGAGUGUAGAAGAAAGGGGACAUGCCACAGUGUUAGAGAGACAAACGUCUGCAUUACCUUAACUAAUUUUAUUGUCAGCCAGUCCACACAAGUUUUGUUCCCAUAUAUCCCUCUUAAGCUUCCAAACUUAAAGGGACACUAUAGUCACCAGAACAACUACAGCUUUUUGUAUUUGUUCUGGUAAGUAGAAUCAUUCCAUUCAUGCUUUUUGCAGUAAACACUGUCUUUUCAGAGAAAAUAACUCCAGAUGGCUGCUAGAGGUGCUUCCUGGGGCAGUACUGCCUAGUGUGCAGCACUGCCAUCCAGUGUCUCCACCCUCUGCAUGCAGACACUGAACUUUCCUCAUAGAGAUGCAUUGAUUCAAUUUAUCUUUAUGAGGAGAUGCUGAUUGGCCAGGGCUAUGUUGGCCUUGUGCUGGCUCUGCCCCUGAUCUGCCUAGUUGACAGUCUCAGCCAAUCCUAUGGGGAAGUAUUGUAAUUUGCUCAGACCACCACUUCUGAUGAUGUCAGCAGACAGUCAGUUCAGAGGCAGAGCCAGCAGCUGCAGACUUGAAUACAAGUAAUAUUUUACUAUAUUUAGGGAGGCAAGAAGGGGCCAGGGUGGUGUUUUUAACAUAAUAGGGUCAGAAAUGCAUGAUUGUGUUACUGACCCUAUAGUGCUCCUUUAAGCAAGAGUAUGUGAAGAGUAGUUAAGGUUGCCACCUUUCUUGGAAAAAAAUACCAGCUUUAAUCAUUUUUAUAAUUAAUUAGUUAUGCGUGACAUCACAUGAUGUAAAUCACAACGAGUGACAUCAGAGAAAAUUCUGUAAAAUCACCAACAAACUACUCACAGUUUGAUUCUGCUGUAUAGAUGGAUUGCUCCCAGUGUCUCCCUGUCUCCCAGUGUCUCAGUCUUGCAAGUCACCAAGUGUCCCAAUGUCCCUAUGUCUCACAGUGUCCCCAUGUGUCUCAGCAUCCCCAUGUGUCCUGGUGUCUCAGUGUCCCCAUGUUUUCCAGUGUCCCCGAGUGUCUCCCAGUGUCUGUGUCCCAAGUGUCCUAGUGUCUCAGUGUCCCCAUGUGUCCCUGCUGCCCCCAUCCCUCACUUACCUGAGCUGUAGAACUGCUGUAUGGACUCUCUGUGCUGUGUAGCUGCUCCCCCACGGAUCAGUAAGUAGUAGAGAGAGGCAGGGAGGGAUAUGCUGUAACUUCCUAUCUCUGCCUCUCUCCACACACAGUGACCCCUACUGGCCGGUGCUGGUAUUGCAGGGUAAUCUCCAUUUAUUCUGAGAAAAUUACCUGCAUUUGUAUUGCCGGUAUUACUGCAAUACCGUCACGGCCAGGCAGCCUCACAUACCGGCUGUGCCAGUAAAAUAGCAGUCAGGUGGCAAACCUAAGAGUAGUGUGUUAAAAAAAAAUUUUUUUUUUUUUUUUUUUUUUUUUAAAUGGGCCUAUUCCAUGGGCCUGGGCCUGGAGCUGCAGCUCCAUCAGCCCCUAUGUUAAUCCGGCCCUGACAGCAGGAUAUGGUGUCAGGUUUUUCUCUCCUACUGCUGCACAAUGAUGCCCUGUUUCUUUAAUUAGUGGACUGGUUUGAAACUGAGAUAGGUGGGUAAGAAAGGGUGGUGUGAAGAAAAUCCCCUAGCUAAGAGUCGUGUCCAAAAAUGCAGUCUGACAAAGUUUAAAGUAUGUUUAUAAACUUUCAUUAGAACUUUUUAAAGAUUUUCUUGCUUUGUAUUGUUUUCUAUAUGUUUAAAAGUAUUUGCUUGCUAGUCUAAAAAAAUAAUUAUCAAGUGAUGCAUGUCUCUUUAACAGUAACUUUCGAACAUUACACUAAAACAGUUCCUGUUGUGAAAUGAAUUUGAUUUAUAACAUUACUAGGGCUUAAUAAAAGAACAUUGUAUUUUUUUUACUGCACACUGUGGCUUCUAAAUUAUCAAAACCAGCUUUUAAAAUCUGUUUUCAACCCUGAAAUAUUAAUUAGUUGUUUUAUUGUUGUGAUACUUUUUAUAACCAUGUUGUAUCCCAUGUCUUUUUAUCUGAACCACUGCCCUUCUAAUGCCCUGUGUGCCUCCAGGUAUAACUGCUGAAGAAUUUCUAGCGCAAUCACUUGACGAUGUCAGUAAAUUUGAACAGAUGAGGAGUCUGCUCUCGGAAGUUGUUCAAGUUGAACUGAGCAGUCUUUAUGUGUUUAGCGUGUUGAACACUGCUGGACUUACAGGCAGUACAGAUAUCAGGUUUGCCGUUUCAGGGCCCCCCUACUAUCCAGCGGAAAAACUCAAUGGCAUGGUGGCUUCGUCAAAACAGAAGGUCUGAUGUAAAUUUAUUUUACUCUAUUUUAAGCCCUGUGUUGGGGACAUGUCACAAUUCAGUAAAUAUUUGACAUGACCUUUUCAUCAGAAAUAUCUGUGUUAUCCUAAUUACUAAUGUAUGUAGACAUUGUAUAAUUUGAAAUAUUUAUUUUCUUAAAUUUUGUUGUUGAACACACAUCAUUUGUGACAUCAAAGGGGAGUGAGUAGAUAAUGUUAUAUUUUUUUCUUUAUAGAUAGAAUCAGCAAUGGGUGUUCAGAUAGCGAAUAUUGGAGACUAUGAGUGUGAGAAUGCGAAGUGCAGUCACAAGACUGGCUGUGUGGUCUCCACAACCUACAAGCAUGUUCCUACGAUGGUUACAGUACCAGGCAUGUCCUUUGGUUCAGUCACUGUGCUCACUCGAACCACUUGCUCCUGUCCUUCUCGAGAGUAUCGGCACCUACCCUGCUCUUCCUACCUAACUAACCCCUGUCUUAAUGGAGGAACCUGCACAGACACUGAGCUCGGAUUCAGGUGCGUACUUUACCUGAUAUAGUCCUUGCAUAUUUGGGUGUGAUUGGGGUCACGUGAUAUAGCUGCCAGCAUCAGUACAGAAUGAGUACAUAGCGAUCGAGGGAACAGUGCACACAGUGUACAGAGUGAUCCCAGCAACUACUUGCCAUCUGCAGCACAUUUGUAUGAGUACAGCAGGCUUCCCUGUCAGCAAUGCAAAGGUAGGAGCCUGCUCUGGCAAGACCCCUGCCGCCUGUCACCCAGAGUGGACUGCUUCCCCUGGUUAGCGUGUCACUGUGCAGUAUGUGGCGGUAUUGCUGCCUAUCUGUGAAUUGCUAGGAGCUGUUCCCUGUUAUUUUCCCCUGUAUUAUGUUGUAUUUGUGUGUUUUACCUGCUUGGGAAGGCUCAAUGCGAACAGGUUUCGUUCACCUCCCGAACGGGGACCACCAAGAACCCUCAUUUAGAAUGUUGUCUUAGAACGUUCACACCUUGUAGCGAGGUGUGAAAACCACAAACCGCGAGGGAAUGCUGACCCUGGGUUGUGCCCCGUUCAUUAGACGGAUGCCAUCUAGGGGGAGCAUUCGUGGAUUGCUUCCCACCUCAUUCAGUUCCCGAACGGGGACCACCCAGUGCCCUUGGAGUGUUCACACCAAUCAAUUAGAACGUUGGCAACUUCCAAACCGCAAGGGAAGUAAUUAAUUAGUGCUUCCCUGUGUGGCUACCAUUCGUAUAGACGGAUGGUGGCCAGGGCGAGCAUUCACGUCCCGAACGGAGUUGCUUCCCUUGCCUGGUUUCACCUAGGGAUUACACGAACGGAUCCUUGAGAUUGGUGGAUGCACUCUCUUGGGGACAAUGGCGGUUUGGCUGGCUUUCUGUGACUGGGACUCCCAGGUACAGAGGCUCAUGGGAUAAAGACCCCUUGGCCACUGGAGGUGGGAACCCUGAGAACAAAGGACAAAGGGACUCCUGGGAAUGUGAGGGCCCUGGGAGGGGACACUGAGUGGCGGGAACAGAGGACAAAGGGACUGGGGUUCCGGUUCCGUUAUACGACCCCCGGGCGGGGAAGGGUCCUGGGAGGGGACAUUGUCUUCAUGUGUGUUCCACCCCUUGCAUAGGGUAAGUAUAAAGCCGUCUAUGGCCAAUAAAGUUGUUGUUGUACCCCCAGGACUGUGUGUCAUCUGGUUACUGAGUGGGAAAUGGGUCUCUCGGUACUAUAACUGAUUCCCUUCCAGGGACAAGACGUGGCUGAAUCAGGACAACCAGUCGGAUUGCUAGCAGGUCCGCGACAUACUACAAGAUCAGCAUUGGCAGUUAACAAUCAUACAACCCCUAAACUGUGAAGUAGUGUGUUUAGUAGACUUGUGCACGUCAAAGAAAUUCAGCUAGUCUGAAUCUAUUCGUCUGACAAAAAAUUGGUUCAAAAAAAUAUAAAUGUACAGGCACUCUCAUAUCCGUUUCGGUGCAAGUAAUCAAGGUGGCCCAUUAACCUCCAAAUAAUAUAAAAAACAAUAAUUGAUACUGCACUCAAAAUAAAACAAAAAGAUGAUAUUUAAUCAAAGAUAGUGAAUCAAUUUCAUAUAUAUCAAAUAUGUACAAAAAAUGUGAAAAAAGGAUACUGUAAAUGACAAGUAUCCUAUGGCAACCAGUGUAAUAUCAUGUAAAAUACACGGUAUCCUUACAAGAGUUAAAUUCAUAUGAGUAUAAUAAAAGUUAAAUUCAUAUGAGUAUAAUACACUUUGAAGUAGUAUGAGAAAUUCUCAAUCUGGAUUAUUGACCAGUGUGGACAAAAAAAGUAUAUACAGUAUAUACAAUAUAUACAAUAAUGGAAAAAAGUAAUAGAAAAAAUAGAAAAAAUGAAUAAAUUCCUUAAAAAAUCAAAAAUGGAAAAAAGAGAAAAAAAGGAAAAAAAGGGGGGGAAAAAAAGAGAAAAAAAUAAAAAAAUAAAAAAAUGAAAAAAGUUGUAUAUACAGUCACCAGUGUGUACACACUAUUGUAUAUGGGUGGAUCUCACCAAUAUGCUCUGCUGAGAAAGGAAAAGUCCAGUUCUAGAUGAAGUUAUCUGAGUUGCAAAUUGUAGACUGUUCCUCCUAUUCCUCUCCUGUUGGUUGAAGGUGAUGGAUAUAGCAGGUACUUGGCAGAUCCUUGGAUAGUCCGGGUCAAAUAUGUCCAGAGUGUGGACUUCUUGUAGACUCUUGUACAGGAUAAACGGGCUGCGCGCUCGGGACCCUUCAGCCCCUUCAAAGGCCCUGUGUAGAAAAAAGGAAGUAAUGAGUCCAUAUUUAUAUCCAUUUUCGGCGCGCCCGCUUGUUCGCGCGGGUCGCGUCCGAAUGACGUAAUGACGCACAUGACGUCAUGACGUGCUCCUCUCCGUGUGCGCAUGCGUGUAAUAGUUUCACUCACGCAUGCGUACUCCUGCUGACUGCGUUAUGCCGGAGAAAAAUUGCUUGACAAAGUACAUAAUACCAAGAUAAUGGCAUUAAGUACUAUAAAUUUACAAAAUGCUAAUAUACAUAAAUACAAGGUAUGGAGAGAUAAAGUAAGAGGACCUAGAGGACAUAAAUACACACUCUUAGUAUAUUUUUAAAAACAAAAAUACAUGACAAAACCUACAAGCUAUUUGUAGGAUAUACAGAAGGGUAUUACUUCAAAUAUGAGAGGAAAGUUGAUUCAUAAGUGGGGGCACAGUCAUGAAAUUGAAUCAACCCUGUACUUAUGUUCUUAAUGAUAAUCCUAAAGUACUUUUGUAUGUAAUAUUGCAACAGAUAAUCAGAAGGUCAAUAGUUCCUUCAACCAAAAAUGAAAAAGUGAAAAAAUGAAUAAAUGAAAAAAUGAAAAAUGAAAAUAUGAAAAUUUAGCAAAAGGGCAUACUCACCAGCAGUGUAGUGUGUGAAAGAUGCCCAUGGGUUCUCUUAUGUUGGACCCCGCAUUCUGUCGGGUUGCGGACCACACUUGGUCAACUAUUAUAGAGCUCUUUAAGGGAUAAUAGAGACCGACGUGCCACAUAUAGACCAAAGUGUAUACUGUAAAAAUAGAAUGAGAGUACAAUAUUAAGUCUGGGAGACAAAGAACAUGGACUCCCUAGCUGGAGGUAUGCAGGUAUACACCCUUCAUAAAUAGCUUCACAGAAAAUGUUUGAGGUCAUAGUCCUCAUUCAGCCCGUCCGAGUGUGUAUUUAUGUCCUCUAGGUCCUCUUACUUUAUCUCUCCAUACCUUGUAUUUAUGUAUAUUAGCAUUUUGUAAAUUUAUAGUACUUAAUGCCAUUAAGUCAGCAGGAGUACGCAUGCGUGAGUGAAACUAUUACACGCAUGCGCACACGGAGAGGAGCACGUCAUGACGUCAUGUGCGUCAUUACGUCAUUCGGACGCGACCCGCGCGAACAAGCGGGCGCGCCGAAAAUGGAUAUAAAUAUGGACUCAUUACUUCCUUUUUUCUACACAGGGCCUUUGAAGGGGCUGAAGGGUCCCGAGCGCGCAGCCCGUUUAUCCUGUACAAGAGUCUACAAGAAGUCCACACUCUGGACAUAUUUGACCCGGACUAUCCAAGGAUCUGCCAAGUACCUGCUAUAUCCAUCACCUUCAACCAACAGGAGAGGAAUAGGAGGAACAGUCUACAAUUUGCAACUCAGAUAACUUCAUCUAGAACUGGACUUUUCCUUUCUCAGCAGAGCAUAUUGGUGAGAUCCACCCAUAUACAAUAGUGUGUACACACUGGUGACUGUAUAUACAACUUUUUUCAUUUUUUUAUUUUUUUAUUUUUUUCUCUUUUUUUCCCCCCCUUUUUUUCCUUUUUUUCUCUUUUUUCCAUUUUUGAUUUUUUAAGGAAUUUAUUCAUUUUUUCUAUUUUUUCUAUUACUUUUUUCCAUUAUUGUAUAUAUUGUAUAUACUGUAUAUACUUUUUUUGUCCACACUGGUCAAUAAUCCAGAUUGAGAAUUUCUCAUACUACUUCAAAGUGUAUUAUACUCAUAUGAAUUUAACUUUUAUUAUACUCAUAUGAAUUUAACUCUUGUAAGGAUACCGUGUAUUUUACAUGAUAUUACACUGGUUGCCAUAGGAUACUUGUCAUUUACAGUAUCCUUUUUUCACAUUUUUUGUACAUAUUUGAUAUAUAUAUGAAAUUGAUUCACUAUCUUUGAUUAAAUAUCAUCUUUUUGCUUUAUUUUGAGUGCAGUAUCAAUUAUUGUUUUUUAAAAAAUUGGUUCAGAAGAACUGAGUUUCAUCCAUGUGGCACUUUCAUUCGGACGAAUAUCGUCCAUGUUAUCAUUUCAGGAAGAACUAUUUGGACAAACCAAAAUGGAGUGAAAAUGCUUCUAUUAGUGUAGUGUAAUGCGAAAAUAGCUAAAAUAUUGCCUUGACUAAUAGUUAGGCAAUAUCUUGCAUUUUGCAUUCUGCCAACUAUAUAAUCUGUCUCUUAUAGGAAAUUUUUAAAAAAAAUCACAAAUCAGUAAAAUAAAUGAAAAUCAGAUAAUCAAAUUUAGCACUGGCCAUGGUUGACAGUAAAACCAACAUGUCGGCAGAUCAUCAUGUCCAUGCGUGUUACACUAUAGCGUAGCACCCAUAGAUCUUCCAAGAAUGGUGCCGGUGAAUUAAGACAGAAGACGGUAGACGGUAAAUAAUUCUAUACCUCCCCAUGCAAAUAAAUGUAGUUUGGAAACUCAAAAUACAAAAUUGUCAUAGCAUGAGAAUAGUAAUAAAAACAACUUCUCUUUAACAUCGCUUAAUAAAUGUCUGGUACGGGUUACCGUAGGGUCCAUUCCUAUGAAGCAAGCUAUUACUAGUGGCUUUCAUGGGUCAAUAGCAGUGGAGACAAUCCAAACAAUUUGGACAUUCUACAGGAGCCUUUAAGCUGUGCCCAAAGUAAAAAAGAAUAAAAUUCAGGGACUCUGAGGCGGCUAAAGCUUAGGGCAAGUGUUCUAUGUCAGUUCUCUCCUGCGCAGAUUGUUGCGGCCACCGGAGGCUGUGAUAGUCCCACAAGAUGAGUGCGGCAGCAACCUGCUUAAGUGCGGGGUUAUCUCUUCGACGUAACCGGCAAUAGCUUUUUUUGUCCCUUGAUUGCACUAUGGUUGUUGUUGCAUCCGGUCGCCUUCCUCUCUGGUCUCUCCUUUUUCUGCCUCGUGCAGGUUCAGCUGUCGGAGGAAUUUCUCCUGGUCGUCUGUGGAGGUCAGGGUGAGUGUCCGGUCUCCCCAUGGUACUGCCAGGGAUCCAUCUGCACGGAUUAUUUAUUCCUUUGCUGAAUUUAAAUGAAAUAAACUGAGAUGUAGCAAUCCACAUCUCUUUAUCCUACCACUAGUUGCCUCUAUCUUAACUCCCUGUCUCUCAUUACUCUAAGCUCUCUCCUUUACACCUGUCAGUCAGCCUAGACAAAUCAUACAAAGAAUAGUACAAAUUAGACAUUGGAGGAAAUUUACUAAAGUGAUCUAUAUACUAAAUUGUUGUGAAAAUUGUCUUAAAAGUGUUGGCGUUUCUCCGCUCGAAUUCUUCCAUUUUUGUCUAAAAAGUACAUUUCAGAUGGGACCGUCAAUCUAGAUUAUUGGAAAAAAGAGUGAAGUUAAAAUAUUACGCUUUUCUGUAGAAUUAGUAAUAAAUCCUUUAUAUGGCUAAACCAUUGGAGCAUAUGUAAAAUAGACAGUCAGGAGAUAAAUAAAAAAAUAGAUUUAAUAAUUUAUGUCAAAAAUGUGUACCCAGGCUAUGCCUAGACAGAACUGGAUUAAUAGGUACUAUGCUAAAUGUUUAAUAAUAAUUUUGAAAGAAAAUUCAGUGUCACACACAAAAAAAGAUAAUGCUAGUUAUAGGUGAUGAUUUUCAAUGUCUUAUUCAAUAGUGUAGUUUCCAGAAAAGUUACCUUUUCCAUUUAGGAGAAAUACAAUUCUGAGUUUAUGAAGCAGGUAACUCACAUGGCAGCAGGACAUAUGGUAUAGAACACAAUAAAUAAAUAUCUGCUUACGGGGCAGUAAUAAGAAGGCAAGGGGACCUGAGCAAUAACCCUCGGGGCGGCUGUUGGCUCCCGUCCUGCGGCGACGCCGACUGAUGGACGGGCAGGAAUGCAGCCUGCCGUGAGGCCCUGGCUGGGGAAGCGGCUGAUCCCCCGCGCUUGGUCAGGCGGGACCUCUCGCUCGCCUGCAGAGGGCCCCGUUCUCCCCCCCCGUGGGCCGAGGGGGUUAUCCCGGACCCCACCGGGGAAGUAGAGAUCACCCAUGACAACUGAACAGGGAAAAAAUCUAACCUGAGACCGCAUGGCACAAACCAAGAUGGCCUCCGCGCCUACUACAAGCCACAACAUCGGAGCAAUGGCUGGGCACCGUCUGGAAACCGACGAUGAUAAGUACACAGCGUACUGAAGGCGGCCAGCAGGCAACGGAUAACCCUAAAAGGUACAUACUCACCACGCAGGCUUAGCGCACUACCAAGAGCAGAAUCACAGCAUCCAAAACAACACCUCCCAUUGUCACCGGCAGGUCUGUGGGGACUAUAUUCGGACUCUGACCCUGCCUAAACAUAGUGGAGCGAUGGACAUGGGGCACAAGCGCUACUCCCAACCCAAGGCUGGUACCAGCGGACACACUCCUGGCCGGCAGGUACCCAAGCAUUUCACAGCGUGAAACACAAGGAAGCCAGCCGACCAAGCACAGCUGCAGGAAUGACCAAGCGACUGCCAACCACAUACACCUAAAGUUACAACAGAUCACUGUGUAAUCUUUAUUUUAGCGCACCAUUCGUAAUAUCACAUUGAAUUUACUACAGUCAAUUUUACUUAUGCAGCCCCCACAGAAAGCACUUAAAAUGACUAAGCUUACAUAUGUACCCAACUCAACAAGCACGGCUUUCCGCUGUUCCCUGGUGGUUAAAUCUAAUCAGUAUAUAGAAAGCUGUAACUGAUGUUAUCUUGCAUAGCCUGUAAUCCAACAUACUUAAACCAUACUAAUUUCUAGCUCCAUGUUAAUACUGCAUGUUCGCUAAUCCCUUUUAGUUUGUUUAGCCUGUGUUUAACGGUUUACAGCGAAAACCUACUCAGCUAAGCUAGAAACAGAUAAUACUUAAAUUCCAAUUGUUAUGUUUAAACGUCAUUUCAUCUAAUAACAAAAAUGUGCAUGGAACGACUUAUGUUUAAACGUCAUGUCAUCUAAUAACAAAAAUGUGCAUGGAGACAUGCCAUUAUUGAAGGGACUCACAGCGUGUAUUAAGUAAACAGUAAACAGAAUAUGGUACCUGAAUGUAAUCUUAUCUAGGAGCCUUUAUUAUCAGGAAAUGUGCAUUGUCUAGCAAAUACUAUACCUGUUAUCCACCUAUGGUCUAAACUUGUUAAUAUAAUAUAAAAUGAGGUUGAUAAUCCUAGGAGAUUUCUGUAAUCUGUUAUAGUGACCCUAAUCUGUACAACUCUUGCAAGUCUCCCUCUCUUUUUUCUGUACCACCAUAAUCACAUGCCUCAAUAAAAUAAAGAAUAAAAAAAAAAAGAAUUAAAAAAAAAAUGAAAAAAUAUCUGCUUACAAACUAAAAAAAGAUCACUUAUCCAUAUUUUUUACCAAGUGACAGCAAAACAUUUUUGUUAUAAUUUUUGGUAGCUGUGUUAUAUUGUUAAACAUUUACAUCAGGGGUGCCCAAAAGGUAGAUCACCAAAUGUUUUAAAACUACUAAAGCAUCAUGGGAGCUAUUGUUCUACAACAUCUGGACUUCUACUUUUGGGCACCCUUGAUUUAGAUGAUUCAAUUAUGGGAGACCCGUAUAUUGACUUCAAUAUCACUAUACAGUGUUCAUUAUUAUUUUUUUCUUUCUAGAUGUGAAUGUCUCUCAGGUUUCAAUGGCCCGGAAUGCCAGCAAACUGCGCACUCGUUCACAGGUCAGGGCUAUGCAUGGUUCCCUCCCAUGAGCCUUUGCUUCGAGAGCAAAAUAUCUUUGGAUUUCCUUACUGAGUCAUCCGAUGGCCUCUUGCUCUUUAAUGGUCCCAUGGCAACCAGCACACGCGUGAAGACAGAGGACUUUAUUGCAGUAGGUGAGGAGGUCAUGCAAUGACCUUGUAGAGAAAAUUGUAUAGCAAAUUCUAUAAAUAUCCAUUAGAAAUGAAAACCAUUUUUUUCUAAUAUAUGGAAGGAUAUGCAUUACUUGUUUGAAUGCAAAAAAAUGUAUCGUUUUAGAGAUUAAAUUCAUGUAUUUUAGUUCAAAUGAGAUUUGAUAUUUAAACAAAGUGGAAAAAAACUAUGCAGAUUUUACAUUGCAGUUAUAAAGUAAGUUAGAAAUCAAUGCAGUAUCGAUGCACUAAGUGGCCAGGCCAAGCAAUCAUGAACUGCUCUGAUUUUAAGAGUUCUAACAAUUUAGAAUAUUAGCAGAAGGCAACUAAUAUCUUAUGUGACUGCAAGGGUUUUCUCCAAAGCAAUACAACACCCAAUGCCAGUGCUGUUUGUUUUACUGUUAGUGUAUCAAAUUUAUUUUUCUAUAUUUCAUAACUGAAGUGCAGGCCUGCAGGGCCAUGAUCUGUCCAGUCACCCCAUCUACUCCCACCUUGUCUUUACAUCUUUGCUCUUGGUCCAUUUUACCUGUUCCUUUUAGCAUUGCUCUUCUCUGUUCCCUUCAUUUUAGGUCUGAUUUCUAAACCUUUAUCUUUUCCAUCCUCUUUCAGUUUCUUUCACCAAUGUUGGUCAUUUUAUAUCCCUCUAUCAUCCUUAUCAGUCUAUCAGUUCUUCUCACACUUUAAGCCAUCCUCCUAUUUUUGUUCACCUCACCACACAAAUUCUUCUAAAGUCCUCUUCACAGUCCCACCCAGCCACUCAUAGUCCCAUGCCUCUGUCCUGUGUGUCAAAACUCACACUCACAAAGCAUUAACAUACAAAUGCCUUAUAAAAGAACGAUAUGACAAUAACACAUUGUUUCACAAUCAUUACCAACGAUGAGAGGAACUGGAAGAGUGUAACUGGUAGUUUAGCUUUUUUAUAAUCCCUGUGUAUUCCCUGUAAUUUUUACAUUUUAUACUUAUUUAUUUGUUUACUAGAGCUUCAGAGUGGAUCACCAAUAUUGGUUAUUAAUCAUGGCUCGGGUACGCUCUUUCUUCAGUUUUCUACAAAACUAAACAUGGCAGAUGGACGCUGGCACACAAUCGAGAUUAUGAGCAGUGGAAAGGUAUAUGAACUCACAGUUCCCAUGCGCUACCUACAUAUCACCAUUAUACUUUCUACCACUCUUGGGAGCAAAGCAAUUUGUUAGAGUAAAGGCAAUGGAAAGAUUUUGGUCGAUUUGCAUUAUAUUUUAGAAAUUGUGUCAAAUCCUUUACAGUCUGGCCAGGAUUAUGGUAUAGCAGUCUCAGGCAGAAAUAUUAAUAAGAUCAAAGUAUUUAACCAGGAAAGGUACAUUAAGAUCUCGUCAGUAUUAAGUACAUUCUGAGGACUAGCAGCUUUUACCCAACACAAUGCUACUUAUUUUGUUGGUGAAAACCAGAAAUCAGAUGUGUCCUUGCCUAUGAGCUAUUUAUGUUCAUAUUGUAAAAUAUAUAUACUGUAUGUGUUUAUAAAUACCGUAUAAAUUAUCUUAUAAAUACCGUAUAAAUUACUUUAUAAAGGUUACAAAAUUAGUCAUCCAACCAAGGUCAGGUGGAGUUGGAUUCUGGUAAAAAAAAAAAAGUCAAAAAAUAUGAAUAGACAGUUAAUGUAUGUUCCAAUGUUGUAUUUAAAAUAUAUUUAACUGAACCACUUGUCCUAACAUGCACCCAUUCUUUUAGUGAUUGAUAAAAAAGUUCAAUUUUUCAUCUUAGAAAGUCAAGAUGACUCUCGACCAUUGCUCCCAUAACUUUGUAAAUGAAGCUGUUGGGCCUCAGAAAACACACAACAAUCGAUCAUCAUGUGAGAUUUCAGGGGAGACACCUGGGAGCAAGAGGCAAGUAAAACUAUUAUAUGUAGGAUAAUUUGGGGACUUAUUUAUCAAAGUUUUUGUUAAUUGGUGGUUAAAUUCCACCAUUAGUUUGAUUAAAGUGAUCUGAAAAAAAUCUCAGUUUUCUUCAUAGUAAAUUCUGCCAGUUUUCAUGGAAAUUUAAAUUUCAGAAGACCUCCAAAUUUAGAGUGGUAGAAAAAUUCUGCUAGUUUUCUGAUGAAAAAAGUGGUGGAAAUAUUCAUAAAUCCACUGCAUCUGCAAAAACAGAUAUUAUUUCCUUCAUUAUAGUGGCAGUACAGUAGGAAUGAUUACGAUUAUAGUGCUUAGGUAGCCUCCUGAAAUAAACAAAAAUUUCAGUUUUUCUUUACUUGAAGCAGCAGUAGGGAUAAAGCAAGAUACCUCGAAACCAUGGGUGGGUCAGUAACUACUCAAGCAGCUUGUAACACCUUAAAUCCAAAAGAAGCUUCUGCUGAGGAUACAUUGUCUAGCCUGUAAUGCCUUGUAAAGGUAUUUAAAGAGGACCAAUGCAGAUUUCUUGUGGAAAAAUGUUCUUUCUGCCCAAGAACUACUCUUUUACCUUAAUCGACAGAUCCUUUUCCUAUUACCCUGUUUGCAAGCUGAAUAGUCUCAUUUACCUAAAGUGCUGUCGUAGUUGAUGAUGCUUCAUUCCAUUUAAUCUUUCCCCUGAAGUUGAUUAACAGAAGAUCAGAUCUUCUCCAAUCUGCUGUCUUCUUCAAGUAGAUUUUUAAUGUUCUUUAUAAAUCCUAGCAGUGAAGGUGUUCUUCUUUAAGAGCUGAUGGAUUUUCAAAUAACGUAGGUUAAAAUUCCGGAAUACUGGUGAUGUGGAUAAUGCUUGUAUCACUCCAUCCAUUUUUUCUGAAGUGAUAGCAAUCAGGGAAAUAAAUACCGGUGCUGGCCAUAAGUAGCUGUUGGCUCCCAAUGGGGGGCAGAUAGCAACAUUUCCCACCAGACCAGUAGGGAUCAUGAUACCCACUCCGUGGCCAAAGGUAAGCAUCAGAGAAGGGGGAAAACACUUUAGUUUCUGUUUAGUAGAAAUGCUUUAUUAAAGAAGUCCCUAAGCCCCUAUCCCUCCACAAAUGUAACCGCAGAAGCAGCCACCACACCCACAUAUACAUACACGCUCGCAUUAACACAUCCAAUUGUUUCAUAUAUGUAUGUGCGUGUGUAUACAUAUAUGGAGGGAGGUGCAUUGAGGAAAGUGGCGUUGUGGCAAGGAGGGUAAAUCUGGCCCUGUAUACUGCACUGUUUCAAGAGGAGCAAAUGGCUUUUAAUUUAAUUUUAUGAUAAAUUGACUUUACUGAUUUCAGUGGUGCUAAGAUACUUCCUGCUCUAUGGUUAGUAACCCACAGGCUUUUUUGGGAUAACAACAGAUCACAUGGUCCUUAACCAGCUAAUAAAUUUAAUAUUUAAAAUAAUAUCACGGAACCAAAAAUUGUUAAAUGAUAGGUCCUAUGUACUAGCUUUGUAAAAUAUUUCAUUCUGUAACCGAAACAAAAAAAAAAGAUAUUGCAAUAAAAUACAUUUUAAAGAUAAAUUAAUACCUGUAUUAUUUCUGUCUUCAUUGCAUUUGUUUCCAAAUAAUAUAAUCCCAUCAAAUAGAAGGUCUUGCAGGAUUUUACCUAUAUGAUACAAGAACCUACUACUGAAACACAUUUAGUUCUUUGUACAUUGUAUCAGGUUAUCAUUGUUUACUUUGAUCAUAUUUCCAGGUUCCUGAAUGUUUAUCAGCCCCUUCAGCUCGGUGGCGUGCGGAACACACGCCCAACACUUCACCCUUCUAUUCACUUCACAAGCUUUACUGGAUGCAUCCGGAACCUCUAUGUUGAUAGCAAGGUAAUGCAGAACAAAAAUAUAUCUUAGCUAUGGUCUAGUGCAGGGGUAGGCAACCUUUGGCCCUCCAGAUCUUUUGAACUACAUCUCCUAUAAUGCUUUUACAGUCAUAAAGCUGGCAAAGCAUCGAGGUAGAUUAAAAAAAGUCCAAGACAUCUGGUGUGCCAAAGGUUGCCUACCGCUGGUCUAGUGGCAGGCUAACUCUGAAAUGACAUGAUCCCCACAAAUUUAUCAUAUGAGUAGUGUUUAAAUGUGUCCUCAAAAAAUACAUACCCGUUGUAAUGAAUAUGUGUGCUAAGGCUGUUCUGUAUAUGAUAUACAUACUUGUUAGUUGUAAUAAAGUAGGGUUGAAAAGUAAUGGCUUACUCACAGCUUGCUAUUUAGAAACAUUUAUUUAUCGCAAUAACUAUAUUAAUAACAUUAAGAGCAGAUAAGGUGAAAUCACUUAUCAAUUUCACCGUACCAUUACACAUAAUUACAAAAAUUAAUUAUAUUAGUAACUCGUUUCUGCAGCUAUAGUUUGCCAAAUGAGAAUGGGCCUUGUAAGAAUUAAUUUUUGUGUUUAUGGAAUGGCUGCCACAGGGCAUUUAAAUAGAGGACAAAACCAGAUCUUGACAGUAGUUUGGUAAUGAUCACAAGAAGGCAUUCCCAACUACGCCACUAGGUGGCAGAAUAACCAUCAUAUCCAAAAAGAGUUACAGUACUUAUUAUUGUUAUUGGUAUUUAUAUAGCGUAUUUAUAUAGCGCCAACUAAUUCCACAUCGCUUUACAUCAAAAGGGGAAUUUGACAAAUGAGACAAUAAUGAAAUGUUACAGGAACAAUAGGUAGAUGAGGACCCAGAUCAAAUGAGUUUACAGUCUAAAGAAUAAAACCAGUUCACAAUUCACUGAUCAUCACAGCCAGGGCCGGUGCGUCCUAUAGGCGACUUAGGCAGUCGCCUAGGGCGCACCGGCCCAUAGGGUGUCAGGUUGGAGUGGGCUGGUAGGAGGGAGACUCUAAGAGACAAGGGGAGGGAGAGCACUAUGGGAAUGGGGGGGCCGGGCAGGGGAGAGCACUAAGGGUCCGGGGGAGCAUUAACGGUCAGGGGAGAGCAUUAAGGGAUAGGGGGCAGGAGAGAGCACUAAGGGACAGGGGGGCAGGGGAGAUCACUAAGGGACAGGAGGGGAGAUUGCUAAGGGACAGGGGAGAGCACUAAAGGACAGGAGGCAGGUGAUAUCACUAAGGGGCAGGGGAGAUCACUAAGGGACAGGUGGGGAGGGGAGAUCACUAAGGGAUAAGAGAGCACGAAGGGGCAAUAGUGGAGGGGAGAGCACUAAGGGGCAGGAGGGAAGGUGAAAACACUGAGGGACAGAAGGGAGGGGAAAACACUGAGGGACAGGCAGGGCCAUCUUUAAUAUUGAUUGGACCCUGGGCAAAGCAUUUGCUUGGGCCCCUGGAACCUGUCCCCCCUCACCAGGCGUGCAAUCACGUCCUCCACCCUAACGAAGUGGCAGACCUAAAGUAGAGAGGUGCAAGAAUUUUUUUGAGCCUCCCUAUCGCACGGGCGAUUAGAAGGUAGAUCCCCAUCUGUCGUGCAACUCCAGCAAUGCACUGACAGCUGGGGCUCUUCCAUUUACCCAUGUUUGAAGGUUUGUAUUUAGCACUAAGCUGUUGUGUGUUUGAAUGUUAGCAGGUUUUUGUAUGGAAUAUGUUUGUAUGUGGUGUUGGCGUACGUGCAAGCAUGUAUUUAUGUGUAGUGUUGGUUUUUGAAUGCAGGGUGUGUUUACAUAUAAUUUUGGUGUGUAACUCAGACGUGUGUUUUGGAGUUUGAAUGCCAGUGUGUAUUUGUAUGUGAUGUUAGUGUGUGAAUGCUGAGAUGUAUGCACAUAUACACACACACAUAUAUCGAUAUAUAUAUAUAUAUAUAUAUAUAUAUAUAUUUAUGGCACACACAGACAGACAUACUGGUACACAGACAUACUGACACACACACAGUCAGACCUACUGACAGACAGGGACCUACUGACAGACACACACAGACAUACUACACACACACAGACCUACUGACAGACACACAUACACACACAGACCUACUGACAGACACACAUACACACACCGACCUACUGACAGACACACAUACUGACACAGACACUGACAGACCUACUGACAGACACACAGACCUACUGACAGACACACACACACAGACAUACUGGCACACAGACAUACUCACAGUCAGACCUACACACACAGACCUACUGACAGACACACACACACAGUCAUACUCACACACACAGACACACAGACAUACUGGCCCACAGACAUACUGAAAUACACCUAUGCAAACUUUAAAGCCCCCCUCCAGUUUCCUACCUUCCCUGGGGUCCAGUGUGCUGGUUGGGGUGGUUGGGAGUUGGGGACUGGCUCUCUUUGCUCAGUCCCCCUCCUCGCUGCCUCCUGGCUCAGUCUUCCUCCUGCGCGGCUCAUCAUCUCAGAGGGAGGAAGUGACUCACCGACGUCACUUCCUCCCAUGCUGCCGUAAAUCAGAGGGCCCGGUCGUGCUGUUAAAGGGUCACAGCACCCGACCGGGCCCCUGCUGAAACGUGCUCACCGGGUGGCCCUAAAUGUAUUGGCCACCCGGUGAGCCUCCUUAGAGUAUGGGCCCCGGUGCAGCCGCAGUACCAGCACCGCGGGCCCAUGGGGGGGGGGGAUUUUUCUUAUGCAGGCUAUGGGCGGCGGGGCAAAUAGGGCAGCUGCUUUGGGCCCCCAAGGAGUAACUGGGCCCGGGGCAGCUGCCCCGUUUGCCCCGCGUUAAGGACGGCCCUGGGGACAGGAGGGGAGGGGAGAGUUCUAAGGGACAGGAGGGGAGACCUCUAAGGGACAGGGGGAGAAGUGGAGAUGAGACCACUAAAGGACGGGGUAAGUGGAAGAGAUCAUUAAGGGGUUAAAGAGAAGCACAGAAGGGCUGGUAGGGGAGACAGAGACACGCUUGUGAGGGAGACAGAUAGAGGGGCCUGGUGGGAAAAGAGACACACCAAGGAGCUGGGGAGAGUAAGACGCAAAGGGGCUUGGGGGAGUUAGACAUGCAAAGGGGUUAGGAGGAUAUAGGAGACGUACAAAGACGGGUGGGGGGGUAAGAGACACACAAGGGGCUUGUAAGAGAUACACUAAAGGAGGGUGUAAGUCACAAAACUUUAAGAAAAAAUAUACAAAAAAAUUAUAUUAACAAAAAAAAAAUUAUAAUAAAAAUAAACAGCUACUCCCUUCUCAGCCCCUAUCCUACCCCACAAACCCUCUCUUUCUCACUACACACAUACACAAUGCAUCUCUACACACACACAUGCACAGAAACAUACAAUGCAUCUCUACUCACACAAAGACACACCGAAACAUAUGAUGCAUCCUACACUCACACAGAAACACACCAUGUUUCCCUUACACACACAGAAACACACAAUGCAUCCCUUACACACACACAAUAUAGCCCUUGCACACAUACAUAGAAGCACACAAUGCAUCCCUUGCACACAUACACAGAAGCACACAAUGCAUCCCUUACACACUAACACUACUUCUCUUCAUGCUUCUCUUACACACACUAAAUGCACCCAUUACAGACACACACACAGCAUUACAUUACAUACACAGAAACACGCACACACACACACACACACACACACACACACACAAUGCAGCCCUUGCAUACAUACACAAAAGUAUUAAGAGAAGCUCACUGCUUCUGUUAAUGCAUCUCUUAGACACACUUAAUGCACCCAUUACAGAAACACACACUGCAUUACAUUACAUACACAGAAACACACCUUGCAUCCCUUACACAUACAAACACAGAUUCACACAAUGCAUUCCUUACACAAACUGGUAUCCCUAUGCACUCCAUUCCAUAAGAACACACACACAUUACAUCCUCUAUAAUAACACAUAACAUAUUCCCUACACGCAUACACUCUACUCCCUGUGAGCUAACUCAUAGGUGGGCCUUGUAGGCAUAAGGCUUAUGGGCGGGCCUCGUAUGCAUAAGGCUUAUGGGUGGGCCCAGGCCGUGAUCUGUGUAAGGGGCCCAAAAAAAUGGAGCUGCUUCCUGUUCAUUGAUUUUUGUGAGCACUGCCUCCAGAGAGCCUGUUUUAACACCAGACCAGUGAAGCCAGACUGCAGCCUAAGCCCAUCAUCAUCCUCUUGUCCUCAUCUGGUGGUAAGUAGGCAAUCCAGUAUAUUAUUAGGGGCACUAAUCUCUAAUUUACCUCACAUUAAAGGGACACUAUAAUCACCAGAACCACUACAGCUUAAUGUAGUGGUUCUGGUGUCUAUAGCCGGUCCCUGCAGGCUUUUUAAUGUAAACACAGAGAAAAGACACUGUGUGCAGCAGCACUGGCGUUGGCUCAUAUGGCAGAUCAUAUGGGUGGGUAUUGUGAUGUUACAUGGUGGGCAGAGCAUUUGGAGGGGGGGGGGGGGGGGGGGAGGAAAUUUUUUGUUUGCCUAAGGCGGCAAAAACCCUUGCACCGGCCCUGAUCACAGCACAGGUUUACAAACAUUUUCAAGGCACAUGGAAGGCUAAAUUAUAAUUGCAAGUAUCUGCAUAGAGGUGUAAAAGUAUAUAGCAUUAUUAUAAUGUUAAAAGUAUGUAAAAUGUAUGUAUAAAAGUAUCUGCAUUAGAUAGAUAUACGUGCAUGAGCAGCGUGCAUUUAUAUAAAGAUACAGGGAUUGUGUUUGCUAGAAAUGUAUCUCAUCUAUAAUCGAAAUACAAACAUAGCGGGAAAUAUAGUAACCAUCUGCAACUGUAAAAAUAAUAAAUGAAACUGUAUGUUAAACAAAAAAAAGAGCAGUUAUGAAAUUUACUAGCAAUUCACUAUUUGAUUAGUAACGUACUACUAACGCUAAAAGAAAGAAAUGUAAUUAUUUGUCAUUGUCUAUUUCUUUUAUUCCUCACAGGUUUAUGUUUGCUUUGUGAUUUUAUUACAAUCCAUUUCCAGGGUUUGAAAAAACUGUUUUAUUUGUAGACCUUACUAUCAUAUGUAGCAUAUCAGUAAAUGAUUUUAUUAUACCUGCUUCCUUACAUUUUAUUUGUUGGGAUUAAUGUAUAAUAACAUAUCUAUUAUUCUAUAUUAUAUAACAUUAUCAGGUGUAUGAUUUGCAGCAGCCAGCGGAGUCUUUAAACAGUGCUCCAGGCUGCCCAGUGACAGAUGAGCUGUGUAAGGUGGCAGGAUCGCCCCUGUGUGGAGGUCAUGGUUACUGCACAAAUGAUAUUACCUCUGUUAGAUGUGACUGCCAUCCAGGAUACAGCGGAUUAAACUGCAAAUCAGGUUCGUCAAGUAAAUUUAGACUGCAAUUAAGAGAACAAAUAAAUUAUAAAAAUAAACAUUCUCUGGGAUAUUUUAAUUAAACUGAGAUGCAUUUUCAUUAAAUAUAUCACUUCGAUGAACUGAAAGGCACUACGGUUUUAGUAACUUACUACUAUUAGAAUGGUUUACAGCCAUUACUGCUAAGUUAUAGUUUAUCUAUUCUAUGGUAAACAGUCUUUUUUUCAGGGAUAGUUUGUUAAGUUCUUCCCCCAUGUCAUAGAAUGUGCAAUAACUGCCAUAGAGGCAGUCAAUGAUAGCAAAUGUAAAACAGAAUAAAAUCUCAAAGAGGAACACGUGGAAACCUAUACCCUUAGUGGAGUGCCGUAAUAAAUAUUAGAUGGGUCGCUAACCCCUCACAAUCUUUAUGUAUACAGGAAUACACAGCAAGUACAUAAAAAUCAAAAGGAACAGAAUAUAGUGGUAGUGUAUCUAUAAAUCAGGUCACUCACAUGUAGCGGAGCCUAUACGUAUUGGCUCCGUAAAUAAUAAUUACCUUACAGGGUUAACUCCACCUCUAGUGUCUGUCUACCAGACAACCACUAGAGGCACUUCCAGGUGGUAAGGUGAUUUUUGGUCGCCUACCUGAUGCUGGACAUUCUCACGCAAUGCAUGAGGACAUCCAGUGUCAUCUAAAACCCCAUAGGAAAGCAUUGUGCAAAGCUUUACUAUGGGUUAGUCCUAAAGCGAGCGCAACUCCUGGAGCACAUCCGCCUUAGGCCACACUGCCGCUGAUGUUGGUGGAGGAGAAGCAGAGGUGGAGCCUGACCCAGCACUGAGGAACAUCAGCGCUGGAAUCAGGUAAAUGACAGAAGGGUUUUUAACCCUCCUAGCACCACAUUGGGGGGGAGUGCGCAAGGGAGGGGGGCUUUGUUUUCCUAGCACUAUAGUUUCCCUUUAACCCCUUAAGGACAGAGCUUCAAAAGCUUGUCUUUCACUUAAUGACAACAGCAUUUUUUUAAUUUUUUGCUGUUUGCGUUCAACUGCAAUUUGCAUUUUACAAAUUUAUUGCACCGACACAUAUUAUAUACCGUUUUUUAAAGGACAGAAAGGGCUUUAAUUUGAUGUAACAUAUAUAUAUAUAUAUAUAUAUAUAUAUAUAUAUAAAUGCUUAUUUAUUAUUAAAAAAAAAUACAGAAAAAUGCAAAAAAAAAAAUUUGUGUAAUAAUAAUGUGUGCACAAUGAGUGCAGGUUAAGGAAAGUAAUUAAAAAUAAAUUAAUUUAGUUGUUCUGAUUUACAGAAUAUAUAAUGUGUCUGGGAUUUUAAGUUUUUUUUGGUAGUUACAGGUCACAAAGCACAAGGAGUAAAUGAAACCUUUAAUGUGGAGCAAUUUUAGAAUUUGGUAUAUUUGUCUUGUAAGCUUAAUAGCCAUAAAAGAAAACAAAAUUGCCACACAAAAGUAUAUAUUUAUAUAAAGUAGAUAUCACAGGCUAUUUACUUAAGGUUGUUUUGACACUUUCUACGUAGCCAUUUCACCGCCAACCUCUGCUAAAUAUUGGAGUAAAAUUGUGUUUUUUGGGUUUUUUGGCACACAAACUUGUAAGAAAAAAAUUCUCAUGUAUAUUUUGUAAAGUUGGUGUGUGCUAUUCCUGUACAAAGUUUUAUUUUGUGUUCAGUUACAUCUGCUGAGUAAAAUGACACCCCCAUUGUAUGUCUUUGGCACUAUUUCGUGAAGUUACAGUGCCAUAUAGGAUACCUGUAUUCACAGUAGAAUUUUGAGAGACGGAUUUAAUGAGCCUAUGCUUCCAUUUGGGGUAUUAUAGUAGUUUGACUGUUCAAAAAAAACCCACAAAGGCCUACCAUUUGUAAAAGUAGACACUCCAGGGUAUCUCAUAAGGUGCAUAUUGUGCCUUAACAUGCCCCCAUUUUUUCACCAAUAUAUGCCAAAGUAUGUGAUAAAAAAUUAUUUUGUGCAUUUUUUACAUAUGGAUUGCAUUUUUGCUGGGCAUUUUGUAUAUUUCAUAUGUGCCACUAAGUUCAAACCCCCCCAAAUUAUGCUCAGCUAAGUCUUCUGAGUAAAAAGACACCCCCAAUGAAUGUCUUUGGCACUAUUUCGUGAAGCUACAGUGCCAUAUAGGAGGCCAAGCCAUAUCAUUUUUUACCGCACUUUGAAUUUUGACGCUGGGCCUGUGUGCAAUUUCCAAGCAUCUUCGCAGGUUUUAAAUUCAAACUACCACACAAAGGCCUACCAUUUCUUAAAGCAGACACCCCAGGGUAUUUCAAAAGGUAUAUUUUGAACCUUAGCGUGGGAUCAUUUUUCCGCUAGCUUGUACCAGGUGUAGUGGUAAUAAGCGUUUUUUCUGCCUUUUUGACACACAAAGUGAGUUUGCACAGUAUAUUUUGCAAACCUUAUGUGUGCUACCACUGUAUAAUACUUCAUAUGUUGCACAGCUAUGUCGGCUGAGUACAGCUAUACCCCCGUAUGUACCUUUGCCAGGUAUAUGUGGACAUCGGAGGGGCACAUUUGGGACACAGCCAUUCCAGUUUUUUUCAAACUUUACACUUUUACGCUGUGCCCAUGUCCCAUUUUAGAGUAUUUUACCAGGCUAUAUAAUCCAAAUACCCUAUAAAGCCAUACCAUUUCUUAAAGAAGACAUCCCAAGGUAUUUCAAAAGGCAUAUUUUGAACCUUAGCGUAGGAUAAUUUUUCCGCUAGCUUGUACCAAGUGUAGUGGUAAUAAGCGUUUUUUCUGCCUUUUUGACAUACAAAGUGAGUUUGCGCAGUAUAUUUUGCAAACCUUAUGUGUGCUACGACUGUAUAAUACUUCAUAUGUUGCUCAGCUAUGCCGGCUGAGUACCGCAAUACCCCCGUAUGUACCUUUGCCAGGUAUAUGUGGAUGUUGAAGGGACGCAGCCAUUCAGUUUUUUUUCUAACUUUGAAGUUUUACGCUGUGUCCAUGUUCCAAUUUGGAGUAGUUUAGAUGGUUGGUUAUUGAAACUUCCCCACAAACACAUACUAUUUAUUAAAAAAUACACCCUGGGGUAAUUCAAAAGGCAUAUUUUGAACCUUAGCGUGGGAUCAUUUUUUCUCUAGUUUGUUCCAGGUGUAGUGGUAAUGAGCAUUUUUAAAUGUAUUUUUUUACUUUUUUUAUUUUUAAAAACUAGUUUUUAAACUUUUGUUUUGCUUAUUAAUUUUUUAAAAACUUUCCUAAACUUUCUUAAAACUUUUUUACAGAUUUAACAUUUUUCUAAGCUUUUUUUUUUUUUUACCGUUAACCCCUAACUAGCAGUAAGCAGCACUAACAGUAAAUUCCCCAUUUUCCCAAAACUCCCACCCACCCCAGCAAGCAAAAUAUAUAGUUAUAAAAUAUUUUCAUUAAUUAAUUAAAUAAAUUGAACCCCUGAGGGUUAAAAAAUAAAUAAAAGUAAAAAACUGUAGGCAGUGAUCGACUGGCAGGGAAGAGGUAAAUUUUUAUUUGGACUGGGUAAAGGGGUUGUUUUUUUUUUAUUUUUUACUUAAACGUUAUUAAAACUUUUUUAAGCUUAAUUUUUAACUAAUACAGAGGCAGACCGGAGCACCAAUAACCCAGCGAUCGCCGCAAUAGCGGUGACCCGGGGUUAAUUUUACCGCGUGACGGACGAGGUCCGUCACUCGUCGUUAAGGGUUUCCCCUGAGCGCUUUUGAAGUAACACAGUUCCUCUUGUUGGAGGUUUGUUUUUGUGAAACAGAAUAGUUUAUUUUAAAUUUACCAGCAACCUUUUUUUUUUUUUUUUUUUUUGCCGUGCAUAAAAAAUUAUAACAUACAAUUUCGAGGUACCCCAACGGCAAUCCUCAAAGCAAACAUCACAUGUUACACUUGGGGUAUUAAGUUAGACAUGCACAAUUUUAUAAUAUUGGGGAUAAGAAUCUUUAUGAGGAGUUAAAGUGGAGACAUAAAUCGUGUGCGAGAGCUGCAGAUAUGGGGAACUCCUAAGCUCUUCAGCCAAUAAGAGUGUAUGUGUGAUCCAGCUCAAUAUGGGUAAACAUAUUUUAGUGAAACACUAUAAGUCUAGCUUAGUAAAUGCGCAUGUACUACUGUAUUGUCAGUGAGCGAGAAGCUGAAUGUUACAGGCUGAGCUUAUGUGGGUGCUGAAGUAUGAAAUAUACUCUACAGAGGGACAAAGAGUGGAAAAUAUGAGAUGCUAGCUAGGUCAUCUGAUUAUAUAAAAGAACAGGGUAAAAACCAUGGGUUAAAGCACUUAACAGUUUGCCAAAUCAGGUAAGGUGGCUGCUAUUGGUGUAUAGCGGGUCUGGUAACUUAGGCACGGAAGGGCAUGUUCAGUCCAUGUUCAACCGACUCCUGACAUCGGGAAGCACAGGUAAUCUGCUAAGCAGUCCCUCAGGGCCUUGAGCACAUGUGGGGGCCUGUGAGGCCGAGUGGUUGCAGGGGGUCCAAUUUUGGUCAUUCUCUGCAUCUUCCUCUGUGUCAGUUUGCAUGUCGCUGUACCUCGUCGUUUGCCUGAUCACCACUGUGGGGGCCUCGCCUUCAUCAGCGAUGAUCGCCCUAGGUGGUGGCUUGUAGUUGUGGGUGGCAUGCUCUGUUUACCUGGUUGCUGCCGGCGAGCUGUUCUCUUGGUGGCUCCCGGCCCAAGGAGGCGGUUGCCACUAGUGGCAGGUACUGGACACCGUUGGAUGCCGCUUCGUGAUCCGCGGCCCUUUUGUGCUGCCUGCCUCUGGUCUUUUGCUGGGGGGUCCCGUUGGGGACUUGCUGCUUUUGCCGCCAGCUUCGCCCAGAAGGCUUCCAGGAUAGCAUCGAGCUUUGCCUCUAGGCCCCCCUGGGACACCAGUCUGCAUUGUGUGUGUAGUUGCUUUGCUUGGCUGUGGCAGGGGGGUGAGUCCGCCAUCUUGUGCGUCUGGUUAUAUUCUGUGAUUCCGAUGCGUUGGCUAGGGGCCAUCCACUCUGUAGGUAGUGAAGUAUGGACCGGGAUGUCCCCCCCGGCCCAGAGGGGGGGGAAUGGGGCUUUGUGUGGUCCUGCUGGGUGAGGAGAUCGGGGACAGGAGAUCGGCUGCCUCUCCCGCCCGUAGCCCUCGCUAGGCCGCAACCGCUCUGCAUGGCUUUUGGCGGCCAGCAUCCCGGUUUUUCAGACCGGAACACUCCAGCCGUCGUCUGCGAUAGGUAAGUCCCUUUUUGGGUCAGGUUGUGAGCGGCAGGAGUCUCGAUUCGAUGCUUGGGCAAGUAGUUUGCUUGGGAGCUCCUGCAAGUUGCGACCGUCCGCCAUCUUGGUCAAGCCCCGCCCCAAUUUACCAGCAACCUUUAACAUAAAAGUAUCAAAGUGUAAAAAGGCAUUAAAAUAUCAACAUCACAAGUUAACUAAGCAUAAAUUUGAUGUUCAUGGUUUUUUAUAUUUAACCAGAAAAUAAGCAACUCAAAUUGGCACAAAUGGGCAGGUAUUAUUAUUAUUAUUAUUUUAGCAUUUAUAUAGCGCCAACUUAUUCCUCAGUACUUUACAAUAUUAUAAAUGGGGGAAAUGUAACAAUAUAUGAGACAAUUACAAAAUGUUACAGGAACAAAGGGUUUAUGAGGCCCCUGCUCAAAUAAGUUUACAAUUCUAGAUGGAGUGAGGUAUAAAAACACAAGUUUGGUACAGCAUUAAACUGUAUCUGGGCACACUCCUUCCUCUCAGCUAUAACAGAAGCUUUCCACACCAGCCUUUUUGUACAGGUGAGCGUUCAUGCCUAGUGCCAACCAGCUAUUAAGUAACACUUACGAUGGCACAUUAGUUAUUGUUUACAUAUGUUUGGUUGAAACAGGCUAAUGCAGCUUCCUCCUAUGUAAUGUUUUCUAGUUUUAAUGGAUCUAAACAGUUUUCAAAACUUAGAAAUGAACAGGUGAGAUGGUUGUGGUAUUUUAUGGAAUGCCUUCUUCUACAGUUCUACAAGAGUGGUCAUUUGGAAAGGACAGUUGGAUUCAUUACCUUGUUCAUCCUUCACUAAGCAUGCAUCUGACAAAUGUGCAACUCAUGGCUCGCACGCGAGUCUCAUUUGGUACCUUCCUCAGCUUGAUGUCUAAAGACAGAUCUUCGUUUCUGAGGCUGGAGGUAGGUCACCUGAUUAAUACUCUCUAUGCCAUAUUUUAAAUAUAUUACAAAAUGUUUCUUCUCUGCGGUAACUCAGUUACAUCACUUGGGUUUUAAAAAUAAGUCAGGGCUUUAAUAUUAUUAGUUGGGCUAUAAAAUAAAUAUAUUUAUGUUCAGGGCAACAGGGCAGUGUUUAUUUCCCUCAAAAAGCACUUGAAUUUAUAGUCUGCAUUUCCACCAUGGUUUUUUUUUUUUUUUUGGACCCAUAACAUUCCAUAAUGAUGAGUAGUCCAUGAAUAAGGAUGCUCUACCAUAUGAAGACUUGAAAUGUUAUAGGAGUGAAAUCAAUUAAUAAUUCAAGAAGAUACUAAAGAAACUGCUGCAAAUACCUAAGUGGUUUGUUGUCUUCCUACACAAUUCUACAUGCGUCAAGGUAAUUUUUCUAAUGAGCUGCCCAUUAACAUAAACUCGUUAAUGGAAAUGUAUGUCUUUCUGUGCAUCACCCAAUGAUGUCACCAUAUGCCUUCAUUCGAGCUGGAUCUGCCCCAGCCAAACUCUGUUAAAUAGAUAUAUGGAAGAGAUGAAUAAAAUAAAUUAAUUGUGAGCCCAUUUACCAAUGAUUCAUUUCUGAUUCUGGUUUCAAUUUCCCUAAAGGUGGCCGAAGGACAGUUUGCCAUACGUUUCGACUUUGGAGACAGAGAACACUUUAUUAGGGUGCCAAACUUGAGGAUAGACCAUGGCCAGUGGGUACUACUAAACUUAGAACGUUAUGACAAUAUUUUCACAUUACGUCUUAAUGGUGGUGGAGGGGAACGACAAGUAACUUCGGUAUUGGGAAAGAACUGGUUGUUUGACGUGGAUCCAUCAAGUGUUAUGCUAGGAAACAGCUUCCCUCAGCAAGCAGAUAAUGACUUUGAGGGUAAGCACCAACAUUUAAUGGCACGGGGUAAGCAACUUUUUGAACUGAGGUAAGGUUGUAGACCUUUGGGUCAUAUCAAAUGGGAAAUGGCAUGUGCAAUAUGUCUAGCAGGUCAGUGCAAAAAAAAAAACAUUACUUUUAACCUAAUUCAACCAAAUAUGACAGGGAAGUGGUUUUUGUGUGUGUGUGUGUGUGUGUGUGUGCGUGCGUGUCUGUGUGUUUGACUUACUCCGUUGUGAAUAAAUAAAGGAUUGAAUGACAGCUUUAUUUUAUUAGCCAAUUACUUUAAAGAAACAUUAGCAUUUCAGUUGAAGUUCAGUUUACAUGAAACAGAACAUUUAGAGCAGGGGUGUCCAGGAGGUAGAUUCCCAGAUGUUUUAAAACUACAGCUUCCAUGAUGCUUUACCUUUUCGGGCACCCCUGAUUUAAAGAAAUUGAAAAAUAUAUAUGGAGGUUAUAAAACAUGGCUAAUUUUGCUUAUUGUCAAGGAAGACUGUAUUUUCAAUCAGACAGGGAGCUGCCAUUAGUUUAUCCUCAUCUUGUAAUUUUCUGUCUUUUUACCUUGAUUUGAAUUCCAUCUGUUUUCUGAUUGGAUGCCUAGUGCUCUCAGCCAAUUACAAUAUAGCUAUAUUGCCAAAUGAGUCAAUACAAAUGUCCUUUACAGGAUGCCUGCGUGAUGUUCGCCUAAAUGGUCUCAUGCUUCCUGUGGAUGGAGAGAGUAAUAGGUACAGCACAGUUGUGAGUUCAUGUGGAAUCAGCAAAGGAUGCUAUUCAGAUGCCUGCAGGAAUGAUCCAUGCCAAAGUCCUCUAAACUGUAUUGACUUAUGGAGAAAACAUGAAUGCAGGUAAUUUUACACUUAGAAUUUAAAGGAGCACUAUAGUGCCAGGAGACAGCCACUAGAGGCUGGAUUAACCCUCAAUGUAAACAUAGCAGUUUCUCUGAAACUGCUUUGUUUACAUCUGAAGGGUUAAAACCUGGGGGACCUGGCACCCAGACCACUUCAUUGAGCUGAAGUGUCUGGGUGCCUAUAAUGGUCCUUUAAAUUGGGAAAAUCUGUUGUAAUUUAAUUAAUUGGAUCAACACUUUUUAUUGUUUCUAUUGUGAUAACUAUUAUUUGCUUUUAUUCAUUUGUAUAGUGGUAACAAAUAUUGUGUCAGAAUAUAGAGUAUAGUAGUUGUAGUUAUGUGUAUUACCUGAUAUUGGGAAGUAUGUAAUCGGGACAUAUAUUAAUAGUGCUAUAGUUGUAUUUGAUUUUAAAGGGGAACCAUGACUUGCCUAAAAAUUACACCAUUGAAUAAAAUGUUGAAAAUCACAUACAACAUGCCUUAACCGUUUUGUUGUAUGUAAUGCUCCAUGUUCUUUUAUGUUUAUUUUAAAGGUUUAUUAAAUGACAGUUCAGUUCACUUCAGGCACAGCCAGGGCACACAUUGAAAAUGAGGAGGACAAAUAGAAACAUUGUUUCCUUUUUCCUUUUUGGCUGUAUGCUUUCUUAAUGCUGUCUGCCAGGUGCAAAAGGCAGAGCUUAUAAUAAUGAUUGACAGGGAGCUAGAAUGGAGACACACAGUUGCAGGACUGGCAAUACAAAGCAGCCCUGGAAAAAAAAAAUGUAUGCCAGCCCUAUAAGUCAUGGUGCCACAUAGGGUGUGUGUGUGUAUAUAUGUACACCCUGUUCCAAAUUAUUAUGCAAAUUCUAUUUAAGUGUCACAAAGAUUAAAUAUUUUGUUUUUCAGUUUAACUCAUGGAUGGCAUUGUGUCUCAGGGCUCUUUUGAUCACUGAAAACAUUCUCGGAAACCUGUGAUAAUUAGAUUGCCAGGUGAGCCCAAGUUAACCUCUUCCCGCCGUAACGGCGUUCUAUGCCAUCGCGGCUUUAAUGGGCUUUAAAGCCGUUGCGGCGGCAUAGAACGCCGUAACGGCUUUGAGCCCCAGAGGACCGGCGGUACUCACCUCCGCAGCGAUCCUAUUCUGGAGGGCUGCCAGACCGCCCAGGCAGCCCUCCUCUGGCGAAUGAGGCCCCGGGGGUCAUGUGAUCGCUCUCAAAGAGCGAUCACAUGGCCCCCUAUAGCUGGCUGUGGAUCUGCCAGCAGGGGGGCUGUCUGAAAUAUCAGACAGUCCCCCUGCUGGUGGAAAGUGUAAAAAAAAUAAAUAAACAUGUUAAAAUAAAUUAAAUAUAUUUUUAUAUAUAUAAUAUAUGUGUAUAUAUUAUAUAUAUAAUAUAUAUACAUAUUGUAUACAUAUAACGUCAUACGUAAUGUAUUUUAAUAUUAAUAUAAGUAUAUAUUAAAAUACACUUAGAAUGAUGUUACAUAUAUAUUAUGUAUAUAUAUUAUAUAUAUAUAUAUAUAUAUAAUAGAUAUAUACACAUAUAUUAUAUAUAUACGUAUAAUUACAAUAAUAAAUAAAUUAAAUAAUAAAUAAAUAAAAUAUUGAAACAAAAUUUAAUAUAAAUUAUAUAUUCAUAUGUAAUUUCAUUCUAACUGUAUUUUGUUUUUAAUAUAUAUAUAUAUAUUGGUAACAAAAUACACUUAGAAUGACAUUCUAUAUAUAUCUAUCUAUAUAUAAAAUACAAAUAACCGCAAAUAUAUAUAGAUAAAUACAUAUAAUUACAUAAAAGAUUACAUUAGUAUACACGUAGAAUUUAAAUACCUAUAAAUGCAUAUAUAUUAAAAUUCUACGUGUAUAUUUAAGUAAUCUUUUAACAUAAUUAUGUGAUUUGAUUAAUUAAAAUUUGAUUGACAUGCCUGACAACACAGGGAGAAAGUGCAGAGAAUUUAAUUCGCAAGCACUAUAUUUGACCCUGUAACUCCAAGACUCCAUAAAACCUGUACAUAGGGGGUACUGUUUUACUCAGAAGACUUAGCUGAACUCAAAUAUUAGUGUUUCAAACUGGUAUAUUGUAUUACAACGAUGAUAUUUUAAGUAAAAGUGAAGUUUUUUGAAUUUUUUUACAAACGAACAUCAUGUUUAUGGACUAUAUUAUUGUUGUAAUAUGUUUUACUGUUUUAAAACACUAAUAUUUGUGUUUAGUGAAGUCUCCCGAGAAUAACAGUACCCCCCAUGUACAGGUUUUAUGGUGUUUUGGAAAGUUAGAGAGUCACAUAUAAGGCUUUCAUUUCAUUUUGUUGACAUUGAAAUUUGCCAGAUUGGUUAUGUUGCCUUUGAGACAGUAUAGUAGCCCAGGAAUAAGAAUUACCCCCAUGAUGGCAUACCAUUUGCAAAAGUAGACAACCCAAAGUAUUGCAAAUGGGGUGUGUCCAGUCAUUUUUAGUAGCCACUUAGUCACAAACACUGGCCAAAUAUUAGUUUUUUGCUUUUUUCACAAAAAAACAAAUAUGAACGCUAACUUUGGCCAGUGUUUGUGACUAAGUGGCUACUAAAAAAGACUAAACAUACCCACAUUCAAUACCUUGGGUUGUCUACUUUUUCAAAUGGUCUGCCAUUAUGGGGGUAAUUCUCAUUCUCAAAGGUAACAUUACUAAUCUGGCAAAUUUCAAUGUGAAAAUGAAACGUUCUAUAUUUGACCCUGUAACUUUCCAAAACACCAUAAAACCUGGUAAUUUGGGGUACUGUUGUACUCGUGAGACAUCGCUGAUUACAAAUAUGUGAAUAACAGUAUUAUGACAUUUACAGCUAAAAUGUGAGGCGGAACUACAAAUUGUUUUAAAAAAUUAACAUUUCUCACAGUUUUUAAAAUUUUAUUCAUAAUAAAUUAUGUUUCAUAUAUAAAUAUUUGAUAUGAAAUGAAAGCCCUGUUUCCCCUGAACAAAAUGAUAUAUAAUAAGUGUGGGUGCAUUUACUAUGAAAGAGUUGAAUUACGGUUGGACAGACAUGUAGCGCAAAUGCCAGGUUUUGUUUACAUUUUGUUUUGUUCACAACGUGUAUAUUUGGCUCUGUCCUUAACCCCUUAAGGACACAACUUCUGGAAUAAAAGGGAAUCAUGACGGAAUAUUUCCGUCAUGUGUCCUUAAGGGGUUAAGGGGUUAAGGAAAAACUACUAAAGGAGGGUGUUCCACAUUAUUAAGCAGAGCACCAUUUUCAUGCAAUAUGGGGGAGAAAAAGGAUCUCUCUGCUGCCGAAAAGAGUGAAAUAGUUCAAUGCCUUGGACGAAGGAUGAAAACAUUAGAUAUUUCACGAAAACUUAAGCGUGAUCAUCGCACUAUUAAGUGAUUUGUGGCUGAUUCAGAGCACAGAUGGGUUCGUACAGAUAAAGGCACAUUGAGGAAGAUUUCUGCCAGAUCCAUGCAUCUGAUCAAGAGAGCAGCUGCUAAAAUACCAUGACAUAGCAGCAAACAGAUAUUUGAAGGUGCUGGUGCCUCUGGAGUCCCACGGACAUCAAGGUGUAGAGUCCUCCAGAGUCUUGCAACUGUGCAUAAACCUUCUGUUCAGCCACCACUAACCAAUGCUCACACGCAGCAUUGGGCAGAAAAAUACAUGAAGACUAAUUUUCAAACAGUCCUGUUCACUGAUGAGUGUCGUGCAACCUUGGAUGGACCAGAUGGAUGGAGUAGUGGAUGGUUGGUUCCAACAAGGCUGCGACGUCAGCAAGGCGGUGGUGGAGUCAUGUUUUGGGCCGGAAUCAUGGGAAGAGAGCUGGUCGGCCCCAUUAGGGUCCACGAAGGUGUAAAGAUGACCUCUGCAAAGUAUGUAGAGUUUCUGACUGACCACUUUCUUCCCUGGUACAGAAGGAAGAACUAUGAUUUCCAUAAUAAAAUCAUCUUCAUGCAUGAUAAUGCACCAUCUCAUGCUGCAAAGAAUAUCUCUGCAUCAAUGGCUGCUAUGGGGAUAAAAGGAGAGAAAGUAAUGGUGUGGCCUCCAUCCUCCCCUGACCUCAAUCCUAUUGAGAACCUUUGGAGCAUCCUCAAGCAAAAGAUCUAUGAGGACUGGAUGCAGUUUACAUCCAAACAGCAGCUCUGGGAGGCUAUUCUGACAUCUUGCAAGCAAAUUCAAGCAGAAACUGUCCAAAAACUCACAAGUUCAAUGGAUGCAAGACUUGUGAAGCUGCUAUCAAAUAAGGGGUCCUAUGUUAAAAUGUAACGUGACCUGUUAAAAUGUUUAAGAAGUUAAAAUGUUGUUAUUAGUUUGAUUGAAAUAGCUUUUGAUUUCAGUAAAGAUGCUGCAAACACAACAAAUGACAAUUUUCAGUUCUUUAAAACCUGUAAAGUGUUUUGAAACGUACUGUGCGUAAUAAUUUGGAACAGUGCAUGGUAAGUUUUUUAUGUUUUAAAAAAAUACUGUUAUCAUUAGGAGGUUUGUUCAAUAAAAUUUGAAUUGUACUCUUAAUAGUUGAUAACAUGAGAAUAAUGCUGACUGUUAUUUAGAUCAAUUAUUUAGGUAAAUGAGAAAAAUAUAAUUUACAUUAUAAUUUGGAACAGGGUGUGUAUAUAUAUAUAUAGUAAAUAUUUACUAUAUUACAUAUAUAUAUAUAUAUAUAUAUAUAUAUAUAUAUAUAUACACACACACAGUAUCUCACAAAAGUGAGUACACCCCUCACAUUUUUGUAAAUAUUUUAUUAUCUCUUUUCAUGUGACAACACUGAAGAAAUGAUACUCUGCUACAAUGUGAAGUAGUAAGUGUACAGCCUGUAUAACAGUGUAAAUUUGCUAUCCCCUCAAAAUAACAACACACAGCCAUUAAUGUCUAAACCGCGACGAAUGUGAGUACACCUUUAAGUGGAAAUGUCUGAAUUGGGCCCAAUUAGCCAUUUUCCCUGUGCGGUGUCAUGUGACCCGUUAGUGUUACAAAGUCUCAGGUGUGAAUGGGGAGCAGGUGUGUUAAAUUUGGUGUUAUCACUCUUACACUAACAAAUACUGGUCACUGAAAGUUCAACAUGGCACCUCAUGGCAAAGAACUCUCUGAGGAUCUGAAAAAAAGAAUUGUUGCUCUACAUAAAUUGUUGCUCUAGGCUAUAAGAAGAUUGCCAAGACUCUGAAACUGAGCUGCAGCACAGUGGGCAAGACCAUACAGCGGUUUCACAGGACAGGUUCCACUCAGAACCGGCUUAGCCAUGGUCGACCAAAGAAGUUGAGUGCACGUGCUCAGCGUCAUAUCCACAGGUUGUCUUUGGGAGCCAGCAUUGCUGCAGAGGUUGAAGGGGUGAGGGGUCAGUCUGUCAGUGCUCAGACCAUACGCCGCACACUGCAUCAAAUUGGUCUGCAUGGCUGUCGUCCCAGAAGGAAGCCUCUUCUAAAGAUGAUGCACAAGAAAGCCUGCAAACAGUUUGCUGAAGACAAGCAGACUGAGGACAUGGAUUACUGGAACCACGUCCUGUCGUCCGAUGAGACUAAGAUAAACUUAUUUGGUUCCGAUGGUGUCAAGCGUGUGUGGCGGCAACCAGGUGAGGAGUACAAAGACAAGUGUGUCUUGCUUACAGUCAAGCAUGGUGGUGGGAGUAUCAUGGUCUGGACCUGCAUGAGUGCUGCUGGCACAGGGGAGCUGCAGUUCAUUGAGGGAACCAUGAAUGCCAACAUCUGUGACAUACUGAAGCAGAGCAUGAUCCCCUCCCUUUGGAGACUGGGCCGCAGGGGAGUAUUCCAACAUGAUAACGACCCCAAACACACCUCCAAGACGUCCACUGCCUUGCUAUAGAAGCUGCAGGUAAAGGUGAUGGACUGGCUGAGCAUGUCUCCACACCUAAACCCUAUUGAGCAUCUGUGGGGCAUCCUCAAACAGAAAGUGGGGGAGUGCAAGGUCUCUAACAUACACCAGCUCCGUGAUGACAUCAUGGAGGAGUGGAAGAGGACUCCAGUGGCAACCUGUGAAGCUCUGGUGAACUCCAUGCCGAUGAGGGUUAAGGCAGUGCUGGAAAAAAAUGGUAGCCACACAAAAUAUUGACACUUUGGGCCCAAUUUGUACAUUUCCACUUAGGAGUGCAUUCACUUUUGUUGCCAACAGUUUAGACAUUAAUGGCUGUGUGUGGAGUUAUUUUGAGGGGACAGCAAAUUUACACUGUUAUACAGGCUGUACACUUACUACUUUACAUUGUUGCAGAGUGUCAUUUCUUCAGUGUUGUCACAUGAAAAGAUAUAAUAAAAUAUUUACAAAAAUGUGAGGGGUGUACUCACUUUUGUGAGACACUGUAUAUAUAAUAUUUACUAUUGGCAUGUUUACUUUUUAAUUAAAAAAAAUUGGUCCUUUUAUGGAAAAAAAUUCAAUGAUACAGUAAGCACACAAGCUCACUGAUACACAGGUUCACAGAGAGACAAGCUCAUUGACACAAAACACAAACUCACUGAUACACACAAAUAGGCUCACUGACAGACAAAGCGCUCUGACACACACACAAGCUUACUACAAACAAACUCACUGACACACACAUGCUCAAUACAGACAAACUCAGUGACACACACAAUCUUACUACAAACAAGCUCACUGACACUCACAUGCUCACUACAAACAAGCUCAGUGACACACACACACAAGCUCACUACAAGAAAGCUCAGUGACACACACACAUAUGCCCACUACAGACAAGUUCACUGACGUACACACGCUCACUACAAAGAAGCUUAGUUAGACACAUGCUCACUACAGACAAGCUCACUGACACACAUGCUCUACUGAGCAUGUGUGCCAGUGAGCUUGUCAGUGACACACACACACAAGCACACUGACAUGCACAUGCUCACUAUAGACAAGCUCACUGACACACACACACAAGCUCACUGACACAUAUGCUCACUAAAUACAAGCUCACUGACACACACAUGCUCACUAAAUACAAGCUCACUGACAUACACAAGCUCACUACAGAAAAGCUCACUGACACACACAAAUAUGAUAUUAAAAUAUAUGAUAACCAAAACCCAUGCAGCCUAAUUUUAAACCCUUACAUAAUGUAAUAUUAAAAUAUAUCAUUGCCUCUUCCCAAGUCCCCCACCUGAGGUCCAAUUAUAUAUUUUAAUACUAUAUUUAUGUGGGGGAUUGGGCCACAAAUAUAAAUGUCACAAAUAUCCUUGCCUCAUUCCCAAGCCAGGUCUUUCCUGUCCUCAGCUCUUUCCUGUGCUGCCCUCUCCCUCUAUCUAAUACACUGCUGCCCCCCUCCUCCGCAAUCUAAUGCACUGCUGAACCCCUCCCCCCCAUCUCAAACACUGCUAACCCGCCACCCCCAUCUAAUACACUGCGGAUCCCCUCCCCAUCUAAUACACUGCUGACCCCCUCCCCAAGUAAUGCACCCCCCAAAUCUAAAACACAAUAGGUCCCCCAAGUCCCUUUUCCCCUACCUGUACUUCAAGAUGCAAACAGGACAGUCCUGUCUAAGCUCAGCUCUGUCUUGCAGUACAGUGAUUGGUGGCAUUCUGCACAUGCAGAACUGGCACUGCGUGCAGGGGGGGAGGGAUGCUGCAGCUACGCCGCGCACUGUAAGUCUGCCACUGCACAUCCACUGGGUAUGAUGUCAUAUGCCUUAUGCUGCUCAGGAAAAAUCUUUGUGCUUUUCUGGCCAUCAGCCACAGGAGCAUCGGCCAUGGCAUACCAAUCGGCCGUGGGAGGACAAACAGGAAAAAAACAACUCCUGUCUUGUAGCUGGGUGCAGCCACAGCUCAAAGCGGCUCCAGGGCAAAUUACCAGUCCGGCCCUGGUUGCAGGACAAAGAUUUGAAUUGUUACGUAUAAUUUUGUUUAUUACAUCUCACAAACACAUAUAUAUGUUAUGUACAGGGGUAAUUAAACAUUGCAUUAAACAGUGUGCAAAGUGAUACUAAAAAAAAAUUGGAUUCUACUAUAUGGUAGAAUAACUGACCUCAUGGACAUCUUUUUAAAGGACCACUCAAAAGACCAUAACCACAACAUCUCACUGUAGUGGUUAUGGUGCCAGGAAUGCCCUGGCAACCGUAAUUAUAAAUUAAUAACUAUAAGCUAGACAAAUCCUUAUAUAGUGAAAUCUUGAGAUAAGAAUUUACAACUAUAACCACUGUGCCACUAGUAAAAAUAGUAACCACCAUCGGAGGUUACAGGAUAAAAGUACAUAGAGGGUGCUUAUUGAAAUAAAUCAAUAAUCAAUACUGGACUCAGUGGAAAUAGCAAAUAUAGAAUGAUCCUUAGUUAAUCUUUCUAAGGUCUUUAAAUGUAUCAGCUGGUCGGAUCUAAACCUCCUAUAGAGUAAGGUAGGUAGAAUCCACUAGCUGUUAAAGAGUUAAUAUAGUAGAGAUCCUAUAAUCUUUAGAAUCAAUACCACAUAUAUAUCAUAGGUAUAAAAUAAUAAUAAUAAAAAAUAUAUCUUUUAAUAAAAAUCCCAAAGGAUCAGCAGUUAGUAUCAUAUAUGUGAAGCAGACAUCAAACUAUUUAUAAAUGGUUUAUUGUCUAAACAGCACACAAAAAUAUAAAAGACUAAUAAUAAAAAAUAAAAAUUAAAACAGUCCCACAUGAGAGCGAUAACUAAGGAUCAUUCUAUAUUUGCUAUUUCCACUGAGUCCAGUAUUGAUUAUUGAUUUAUUUAAACCGUAAUUAUAAGUAGUCAAAUCAUUUUUGACUUAUUACUCUCAGCCUGCACUGAGAGCCUUGCUCUGGAGACCUAAUGGAAGUUCCUUAGGAACUUCAAACUCUCUGGUGUUAGUAUUGGAUACAUGGAGAAGUAUCAGGUGGACCCCUAGUAGGAACUCAAACCAAUAAAAAACAUUUUGACUACUAACACUAGGGUGGGGGGGCACAUAGGCACUCCUGGCACCAUAAACAACGAGCUGUAGUGGUUGUUGUCCUUGAAGUGUUCACUUACAAGUAGUAGAUUCAUAGAAACAUGUUCACAAUGUAUAUUUCUUGUUGUCCUGACAUAUUGACAAACUAAUUAUAAUUAUCAUCAUAUUGACUAUGGGCAGUUUGCACUGAACUCUGCAUAUUUUCCUAUCAAUGUACAUUUUCUUGUGUGAUUUGUUUUUUAAAAUUAAGUAGUAUUUGUCCUUAGCAUGUGCUCUUUUUGUUGUGAUUUCAUUCAGGUGCCCGGCAGAUAAAGUUGAAGUGACAAAUAAUGUGACUGGGCACAAGAGUUGCCACCCUUCCCCAUGUACGCGGUGGAGCUGUCGGAAUGGCGGCACUUGUGUGGCUCAAUCCCACCAGAAGUAUAUGUGCCAAUGCAAGGAUGGCUACAAAGGAAGGUUAUGUGAAAGCAUCCAGAUAAGAGCAGGAAAAUCUGUUGGAAUCAGCUCUGGCUCCAUAUUAGCCAUCAGCAUGUGCCUACUUAUCUUCAUAGGUACCACUGUGAGCAAUGAGAUUCCACUCUUUUCUAGAAUGAUUGUUAUUUCAGUGAUUAAAAUGUUUGCUUGCUGGUUCUAUAGGCCUUUAUUUAUGGAACUUUAAAAGAGCACUUAGCUCGAAUAGUUUCGGAACGUGAUAGUUUAGUGUAAAUGAAAGUCAUAAAAAUAUGUCCAAACAUAAUUUAGUUGUCCAGAAUUUUCAAAUUCAUGAGAGUGGGGGAAGAGAAGGUAGAAGACAGAUAUAGGAAUAAGUAGGAAAAAAACAAGCGAGGUGAGAGAUCUGUGCCAUCUGAGCUACCCGAUAGAAGAAUGCAGAGUUUCAGGUCUUAUAACACACAGGACUGGUCACACCCAUAUAGUUACACACAGUACUUUGGGGACUACUUUGUCCCUGCAUUUCUCCUCCGCCUGACUUUUUUUAGACACAAGGCAGAGUUUAAGAGUCAAUCCUUGCAGCUGUCACCAUUGAAGACUGCAGGGAAUUGGCUGUGGCCAGACUGCGGGAUCCUCCAUAGACCUCAAUGCAGUUCUCUUGCACAAAUUUAUGAGAAUACAACAGUGACGUCAGCGCCAAAGAGGACCAUGUCUGAAGAAAAUGGUGGCACCCCCGAGGGACAGGUUCAAGUAAGUAAACUCCCACUUCCCCACAGUACCACCAGCAGCAAUGUCACCGUCUGAGACUUUGCAAAUUUGGCAACAUAGUAACAUAGAAUGUAAUGGCAGAUAAGAACCAUUUGGCCCAUCUGGUCUGCCCAAUUUUAAAAUACUUUCAUUAGUCGUUGGCCUUAUCUUAUAGUUAGGAUAGCCUUAUGCAUAUCCCACGCAUGCUUAAACUACUUUACUGUGUUAACUUCUAUCACUUCAGCUUGAAGGCUAUUCCAUGCAUCCACUACCCUCUCAGUAAAGUGAUACUUCCUGAUAUUACUUUUAAACCGUUGCCCCUCUAAUUUAAGACGAUGUCCUCUUGUUGUGGUAGUUUUUCUUCUUUUAAAUAUAGUCUCCUCCUUUACUGUGUUGAUUCCCUUUAUGUAUUUUUUUUUGACAUUCUUUAUUUAGUUUUGUGGUUUGACAAGAAGUAACAGUACAAACAUUUGUUUCCGUAACAGUGUUUCGCUAAAGAUCCCUUUUGCCAUAUCCCUUCUCAUAUCACCCCCCCUGCUGAGGUACGAGCCUGCUAUCAGGGCUCAGCUGGCGGCCGGGUUCCCACCGGGCGGCAGGGACAGCCCCCCAAGGGCCGAUAGAGGUGCCGGUACUCCCGUUCCCCUCUCUCCAUCCCGCGCCCCCGCCCCCCAGUCUCGGGCCCCAAGCGGGGAGGGUUGUGGGUAAAGCGGUAGUUAGGUGAGGGUGCGCCUCAUUGCGCGGUUGGGUUGGGGUACCUUGGCUCGAGGCGCGGGCCGGGCUCCCCCCUCUGUGGGGGGUGAUAGGUGUGUGGGGGGAGAGGACUCCGUUGAUCCGGAGCUGGGCCGUUGGGGUCGCGUAGAGCGCUGCGAUCCAUCGCAGGAUGUUAGGGCCGAAACCCAUCGUCCGGAGCGUGGUUUGGAGGAAUUGCCAGUCCACCCUAUCAAAGGCCUUCUCAGCGUCGGUGGAGAGGAGAAGGCUACCCCGCUUGGAGCGCUGUUGUGAGUGCAUGAUGUUAAGGGCCCGGACCGUGUUGUCCUUGGCUUCUCUCCCCGGGAUGAAGCCAGUUUGAUCCGGGUGGACCAGCGUAGAGACCAGGCGGCCUAUGCGGGUCGCUAGGACCUUCGUAAAAAGCUUAAGGUCGGAGUUUAGUAGCGAUAUUGGUCUAUAACUGGAGCACGCGGCCGGGUCCUUGCCUUCCUUGGGUAUGACCGUUAUGGUGGCCAGGAGGGUGUCCCCCUGGAACCUACUGGCUUCCAGAAGUGAGUUCAGGCCCGACAAUAGCUCCGGUAACAGUAUCUCUCCAAAUGCCUUAAGAUAGCGUGGGGGGAGCCCAUCUGGUCCCGGGGCCUUGUUGAGGGGGGUGUUUUUUAGGACCCCUGGAGUUCCUCAAUCGUGAUGGGGGAUUCGAGUUCCUCACUUUGUUCGCGUGUGAGACUCCGGGUGACAUGUUGAUCUAAGUAAGCUUGUGUCUUCGUUUGUCUCCUUUGUGUCUCCCCGGCUGUCUGAUCCGGUGCAAUGUUGUAGAGUUUAGCAUAAUAGUCUCGAAAUUCCCCGAUUAUCUUGUCAGGCACUUGUGUAAGGGGACCGCUGUGCGUCCUGAUUUUAGUUAUGUGGCUCUGGCGGCGUUUCUGCUGCAACAUUCUGGCGAGCAGACGGCCACACUUAUUGGAGAACUCGUAAAAAUGGCGGUUGGAUUUCCGCAAUGAGUGUGAGAGUUGUUUAGACAGUUGGUGCUGUAGGGCCCGUCGUGCUUCUAAUAGCGCUCUGUAUACUUCCUCCGAGUUUGUAGUUUUGUGUUCUUGGUCUAAUUGGGCGACCCGCGCAUGAAGGUCCGUUAAGAGCCUGCGUGACUCCCUCUUUCGUGCUGUGCCGACCUUGAUGAAGUAUCCCCGGAUUACGCACGUAUGCGCUUCCCAGCGGGUCAGGUGCGUCGUCUCUGUAGGGUCGUUUUCAUUGAAGUAUUGGCGGAGAACAGUCUUGGUGUCCGCAAGGGUGACAGCAUCAGCAAGCAGUUGGUCGUUUAGCUUCCAGUGCCGGUGUGUGGGCUUAUGCAGGGGGGACGCCAUGACGGCCAGGACCGGGGAGUGAUCUGACCAGUUGGCCGGAAGGAUCUCACAUGAGUGCAGCAGGUGGAGGCAGGGGCGGACUGACCGGUCGGGCACUUCGGACACGGUCCGAGGGCCCGGCCGGGAGGGGGACCCGCCGCCAGGGCCGCCUUUAGGGGGCCCGGCGGCAGGGCUGGAUUGGGGACUUGAGGAAGGUGCCACCGGGUGGCCGGUCCGGUGGCACACUGUGGGGGGGCCGGCCGUUUCAUGUUAGAGCCGCUGGACCGGGUAGCAGCCUCGCCGGUCCGGCGGCAUUCCUCCUACUAACGCUGAAGGAGGAGGAGGAGGAGGAGCAUGUGUCUGUCAUGCUCCUUUGCGGUUCCCACAUCCUGUGCUGGGAAUUGUGGGAACCGCAGGGAGCAUGACAGACACAUGCUCCUCCUCCUCCCUCCUUCAGCUGCUAGUAGAGGAAUGCCGACCGGGCGAGGCUGCCACCCGGUCCGCGCUGCAGCAUGAGCGCCCCAGACUUGAGUAAGGGGGGAAAGAGGGGGAACAGAGAGAUGGGGAGGAGAGAGGGGGCAAUAGAGAGAUGGGGAGGGGGGAAAGAGGGGGAACAGAGAUGGGGAGGGGGGAGAAGAGGGGAACAGAGAGAUGGGGAGGGGGGGGAGAAGAGGGGCAAUAGAGAGAUGGGGGGGGGAAGAGGGGGCAAUAGAGAGAUGGGGUGGGGGGGGAAGAGGGGCAAUAGAGAGAUGGGGAGGGGGGGAAGAGGGGCACAGAGAGAUGGGGAGGGGGGGAAGAGGGGGCACAGAGAGAUGGGGAGGGGGGGAAGAGGGGCAAUAGAGAGAUGGGGAGGGGAGAAAGAGGGGGCAAUAGAGAGAUGGGAGGGGAGAAAGAGGGGGCAAUAGAGAGAUGGGGAGGGGGGGAAAGAGGGGGGAACAGAGAGAUGGGGAGGGGGGGAAGAGGGGGCAAUAGAGAGAUGGCCGCCGCCAUCAGCUUCUCCUUAGUGCUAUACGUGUGGAGGCAACAAAGGACGUCACGGGGCCUUCCAUCCGGGCGUUGGGGCCCUUGUGUCCUGUGAACGCGGUCGAACUGGAUCUCUUUGGGGCCCUCCUGGCCCAAGAUCUGUCGGAAGAGGGCCCUCAGGGUGUCUGGCAGUGGGGUUGCGUCCGGCUCCGGGAGGCCCCGGAUCCGAAUAUUUUGCCGCCGGCUCCUGUUCUCCAGAUCUUCGACUUGGCGUCGCAGGGAGAGCAGUAUGUUCCCCUGUCGCGUGGUGGCCAGUUCUGCGGCCCGGUGCUGCGUGCGGCAUGCUUGCGCCUCGGUCUCCAGGGCCUCCACCCUCACUUCAACCGCCGACAAGUCUGUCCGCAGGGCCGUGAUCUCCUCCCUGAUCGCUGUCCGAAGCUCUUGUAGAAGGCCGCCCGAGUCUGCCUUGGUGAGCAUAUGGGUGGAGAUCAUGGCCAGCUCCUGCUUAAUCUGGGCCAGUGUGUCAUCUGGGAGGGAGUCCCCCAUGCUGUCCUGGCUCGGGGAUCCGGGCGCCAUUUUGUCCGGCGGCCCGAAGCUGUCCUGUUUGCUCGGGGUGCAGAUAAAAUCGUUCAUCGUGCCCAUGUGGCGGCGUGGGGAGCCACCCAGAGCCUGUGGUUUUUUAUUUCUGACCAUUUUUAAACGUUAAGGCCGCUGAAUAAUCGCUAUUUUAUGGCCAGGGUGUGAGGAGCUUGGUCUCUACACGUCCUGUCGCAUGCUCGGCUCGGCCACGCCCCCCCCCCCUUUAUGUAUUUAAAUGUUUCUAUCAUAUCCCCCGUCUCGUCUUUCCUCCAAGCUAUACAUGUUAAGUUCCUUUAACCUUUCCUUGUAAGUUUUAUCUUGCAAUCCAUGAACCAGUUUAGUAGCCCUUCUCUGAACUCUCUCUAGUAUCAAUAUCCUUCUGGAGAUACAGUCUACAGGUCUACAGCACUGCGUACAAUACUCCAAGUGAGGUUUUACCAGUGUUCUGUACCUCUUUCUACUGCUAAUACCUCUCCCUAUUCAACCAAACAUCCUGCUGCUCUAUUACAUUGUCUGCCUCCUUUUUAAUCAUCAGAAAUAAUCACCCCAAAAUCCCUUUCCUCAGAUGUUGAGGUUAGGACUCUAUCAAAUAUUCUGUACUCUGCCCUUGGGUUUUUACGUCCAAGAUGCAUUAUCUUGCACUUAUCCACAUCAAAUGUCCGUUGCCACAACUCUGACCAGUUUUCUAGUUUACCUAAAUCAUUUGCCAUUUGGCUUAUCCCUCCUGGAACAUCAACCCUGUUACAUUUCUUAGUAUCAUCAGCAAAAUUGCAUACCUUACCAUCAAGACCUUCUGCAAUAUCACUAAUAAAAAUAUUAAAGAGAAUAUUACAGAUCCCUUAAGUACUCCACUGGUGACAAGCCCAUGCUUCGAAUAUACUCCAUUGACUACAACCCUCUGUUGCCCGUCACUCAGUCACUGCCUUACCUAUUCAACAAUAUUGGAAUCCAAACUUAAAGAUUGCAGUUUAUUGAUAAGCCUUCUAUGUGCAACAGUGUCAAAAGCUUUACUGAAAUCUAGGUAAGCAAUGUCUGCUGCACCACCCCAAUCUAUUAUUUUAGUUACCCAAUCAAAAAAACCAAUAAGAUUAGUUUGGCUUUGUCACGACACUCCUUAGUUAAUAUGCCCUCGUGCAGUACUCACACUCACCACUGUUUCUGUUUGGCACUGUUUCUCAUUUCUUUUUGUUAAGCACUUCACCUGGCCCUUGUUUAGCACCUAUAUAUUCUGGUUUCUCCCCUCACUCCCAGCCAGAUCAUUGUCUCUUGUCUCCUGUUUCCCCGGUUCCUGGUCCCCUGUGAUUCUGGCUCCUGGCUCCUUGAUCAUGCAUACUGUUCCUUGGUCCUGUGCCUCCUGAUCUUCGUUCCUGUGUUCUCCUGGUCUUCCUCCUGUGUCCUCCUGAUCCUGCAUUACUGUAUCCUCCUGGUCCUUCAUUCCUCUACCCUCCGAUCCUGUGUUCUGGUUCCGUGUUCUCUGCUUUAUUUCCAGUGAUCCUGACCAUGCAGCCCUGUUAAUUUAUUCUGCUUCUGAUCUUGCUUCCUGGUGUCAGUAUAUUAGUCUUGUGACUCUGGAUCUGUGCCCUACCUGCUACUUGUGGUAACUGCAACAAUCCUAUCCUUUAAAAUGGUUUUCAUUACUUUCCCCACUACUGAAGUAAGGAUUACUGGCCUAUAGUUGCCCGACUCCUCCCUAUUACCUUUCUUGUGAAUGGGCACAACAUUCGCUAACUUUCAAUCUUCUGGGAUUACUCCUGUUAACAAUAAUUGGUUAAAUAAAUCUGUUAAUGGUUUUGCUAGUACACCACUAAGCUCUUUUAAUAACUUUGGGUGUAUUCCAUCAGGUCCCAUUGACUUACGUCUUUACUUUUGAAAGUUGAAAUAGAACCUCUUCCUCUGUAAACUCACAUGUAACAAAUGACUCAUUUGUCCUUUUUCUUGGCCGAGGCCCCUUUCCUUCAUUUUCAUCUGUAAAUACUGAACAAAAAUAUUCAUUGAGGCAAUCAGCUAGACCUUUAUCCUCUUCUACAUAACUUCCUUCUUUUGUUUUUAAUCUAACUAAUCCUUGUUUUACUUUCCUUUUCUCAUUUAUGUAUCUAAAAAAUGUUUUGUCCCCUUUUUUACUGGAUGUGCUAUUUUCUCUUCUGUGUGUGAUUUGGAAGCUUUUAUAACUUCACUACCCUCUUUCAGCCUAAUCGUAUAGAUCAUUCUGUUUUCCUCACUCUGUUUUUUUUUUUUAUAAUUACUAAAUGCUAACUUUUUGUUUUUUUACUAUUUUGGCCAUAUCUGCAGAGUGCCACAGUGGUUUCUUGAAUUUUUUGCUUUUACUGGCAAGCCUAAUGCAAUGUUUUGUUGACUUCAGCAGUGCAACUUUUAAACAGUCCCAUUUCUCUUGGACUCCAUUUAAAUUUCUCCAGUCUGAUAAUGACUCCUUUACACAUAUUCUAAUUUUAGAAAAGUCUUUUCCUUUUAAAAGUCUAAAACUUUUGUUUUCAUGUGGUGUGACUCAGUCACUGUUUUUAUAUUAAACCACACUGACUUAUGAUCACUGGAUCCUAAACUUUCACCUACAGUAAUAUCGGAUACCAAAUCUCCAUUUGUUAAUACUAAAUCUAGUAUGGCCUCUUUACGAGUUGGCUCCUCAACGACUUGUUUUAGAGACAAUCCCAGUAGGGAGUUUAGAGUAUGUGUGCUCCUGGCACAAGCAGCUAUUUUGGUUUUCCAAUUUACAUCAGGAAGAUUAAAGUCACCCAUGAUGAUAACUUCCCCCUUCAUUGUCAUUUUAGCUAUUUCCUCAACUAGUAGAUUAUCUAACUCGUCUAUUUGUCCUGGGGGCCUAUAAAUCACACCUACACGAGUUACUGUGUGAUUACCAAAUUCUAACGUAAUGUUCACUUCACUAACUUUCAUUAGGUUAGAUUUUAUGCUAUCCUUCACAUACAGGGCCACCCCUCCCCCUUUCUUGCCUUCCCUGUCUUUUCUAUAUAAAGAGUACCCUGGAAUUGCUAUGUCCCAGUCAUUUUUCUCAUUGUACCAUGUCUCAGUAACAGCGACUAAAUCUACAUUAUCAGUUAUUGCCACAAGUUCAUGGAUCUUAUUCCCUAAACUGCGAGCAUUUGUAGACAUGACAAAGUCCCCAAACAGUGACAAUGCUGCUUUCAAUCAUUUGAACAAAACAUGCAUUUUGCAAUAAUUAUUGUAAGUGCUAACCUAAACAUUACUGACUUUGCUGUUAAAUACUGUGCACAUUACACAACUUUAGUCAACAAAAGCCGGGGAAGAAAAAGAAAGUGCUGGGAGGCAGGACCAGUGCAAGGAGUUUUGCCAUCCUAAGCAAACAAAAUUUUCCGCCCCCCAUAUGCUCUGCCCACCAUGUGACAUCACAAUACCCCACCCAUAGGAUCUGCCAUAUGAGCCAACGCCAGUGCUGCACACAGUGUCAGUUUGUGUAAGGGAUGUAGUGUGUGUGUAUAGGGGAUGCAGUGUGUGUGUGUUCCUGUGUGUGUGUAAGGGAUGCAUUGUGUGAUUCUGUGUAUGUAUUGUAAUGCAGUGUGUGUGUCUGUAAUGGGUGCAUUGAGUGUGUCUAAGAGAUGCAUUAAGAGAAGCAGUGUGUGUGUGUGUAAGGGAUGCAUUGUGUGCUUCUGUGUAUGUGUGCAAGGGCUGCAUUUUGUGUGUGUGUGUGUGUGUGUUUGUAAGGGAGGCACUGUGUGUAAAUGUGAGUGGGUAAGGGAAGCAUGGUGUGUUUCUUUGUGUGUAGGAUUCACUGUAUGUUUUGGUGUGUGAGUAGGGAUGCAUUGUGUGUUUCUGUGUAUGUGUAAGGAUGCAUUGUGUAUGUGUGUAGUGUGAAAGAAAGGGUUUGUGGGCCAUCUGUGCAUCUCCCUCCUGAGCCCCUCUGUGUGUCCCUUAGUAAUCUUCCCUCCUCCCCUGUCCCUUAGUUGUCUCUCUUCUUCCCCCCCCCCACUACCCCUGGUGGUCUCUCUCCCCCUCACUCCUGCCUUCACCUCUUCCACCCUUCCCCUCCUGGUCUCUCUCUCUCCCACCCUUCCCCUCCUGGUCUCUCUUUCUCUCUCCCCAUCCCCUCCUGGUCUCUCUUUCUCUCUCCCCAUCCCCUCCUGGUCUCUCUCCCCCCCCCUUCCCCUCCUGGUCUCUCUCUCCAUCCCCUUCCCCUCCUAGUCUCAUCCCCUUCCCCUACCUCAGUGUAGCGUGGCGGCGCAGAUCGCGGUACAGGAAUUCUGUACCUGGCCAGACUGACAGGAAGUGCUCACUGAGCCACGCUACACUGAGUAACCGGUAGGAGGGAGCGCUGGUCACUCAAAUCUGGUGCCCUCCCUGCCGGUGGGCCCUAGACGACUUCCUAAGCCCUAGACGCUCUGGCCCUGCUGGGAGGAAGGAUGGAUGGAUUUAUGUAUGUGCUGCUCUGUCGUACUUUAUUCUUUGGCCGGAAGCUGCUGUUACAAUAGUUAGAUAAAUUAUCUAAUGUUGUUAGCUUUGUUGUUGCAGCCUUGUUGGUCUCCUACACAGUGUGGAGCCAAUGGGGGAGGUCCAAGUUCCGCAAAGGAGGAGUUUAUCACAUCCCUGCAGAGCAUGAAAGCUGGGAGGACAUCCGAGAGAACGUCUUAAAUUACAAUGAAGAAGGAGGAGGAGAACAUGAUCAGGUAAGUGUAAUGAGAAUGUUCGAAUUGCAGAAAUGCUCAUCCAAGUAAUGACACAUACUAACAAAGUAUCAGCCUCUAAACCAUAGUUUCACUGGUAACAGAGCAGGAUGGCAUAGAUUAAGCAAUUGUACAGCGCUGCCGAAUAUGUUGGCGCACAAUAAAUAUCUAAAUAAAUAUAGAAUGUCAUGCCAGUUUCUGGUCUUUUGAUAUUAUUAUAAUUAAGCUGUUAAGAGGUUAAUCAGGUGCAAGUUGGUUUAACCCCUUAAGGACACAUGACAUGUGUGACAUGUCAUGAGUCCCUUUUAUUCCAGAAGUUUGGUCCUUAAGGGGUUAAAGAGACACUCCGGACCACUAAAGCAUUUUAGGUCACUGAAAUGCCUUAUACGUGAGGAAUGUGUUCUCUUUUUUUCCAUUUAAAAAAAAGUGUAGUGGCCCUUUUAUAAAUUAACCGUUACAACCCCCCUAAUGUUCAAUCAAACAGCAGGUUCUGUUACUUACUGGUUUCGUUAGCUCAGUGGAAAAAAAGACAGCAAUUGCCCAGAGCACCUGUUCUGCAAAAGUGCUUCUCAUUGAGCUGCUUUGCGAAGUCUGUGAUUAGACAGCCAUGGAAAGCCCAGGCGGGGUAAGAAGGGGAGGGCUUGCAAAGGCUCUAAAAAGAGAACUGUAAGCUGUAAUGUACAAUGAACAAAAUGCAUAAUUAAAUCCAUGCAUGAUUUCAUUGGGGAUGUAUCUACUAAACAGAGAUUUUCUUUUUUUUAAUUUAUAGGCAAUUUUCCCUUUAAAAUGUUCCGACUGACUUGAGGGUAGGACCCCAAUAACCUUCUCUGUUAAUAUGUUUUUCUCUGUCAGUCUGCAUCUAGAAAUAUUCUUAAAUGCAGGGGUGUCCAAAAGCUGAUGUAGAAAGGAUAGUGGGAGUUGUUAUUCUAGAACAGCUGGGACUUUACCCGAUGAUCACCCCUAAUAUGUGCGUUUAGCUUUGCAGAAUCUCUUGGCGCAACGUAGACAAAGAGUUACAAUAAAUUAAUCUAUCCCCUCCAGCAGCAGCAUUCAUGUUUGUUUGAUGUGCGGUGCCACAUAUGGGGAAGAGGAGCCCUGUCUGUUACGCAAUGCAGCCAGGUCAAUAGACAGCAUUUUGCUCCAGCUGGAUGCCUUCUGUGCUUCUUCCAACCAAUGGCUGGCAAGGAAUUCUGGGAGAUAUAGUCCCACAGCAGCUGGAGGACCAAGGUUGGGCACCCCUGUUCUAUGGGUUUUCCAUGCCUGCGUUGUGAAUACUGGACAUGUUUUUUUCCCCUUUGUGUUAUUUUAACAAGUUUUAAAAAGGGCUAAAUAUGGCUUUAAUAGUGUACCUAAACUUUGAACCUCUUGAGAACUAGUGGAUAUGUAAUGACACUGGUAUGUCACUUGGUCCCUUAAGGGGCACUCCAGGCACUCAAAUAAAUUAGGGGAAAGGCAGGAAAUGGGUUACAGUUAGUUAUGCUGCAUUUCUUUGCUUUUUUAUUGAGUUUAGUGGGCUUUAUUCUUCUUAUUUAUUUUAAUAUAUUUUAGCCAGAAUUAGUUUUGCUGAGGGCAUUGUUAACCAUAAGGCUACCAUAGGUGGCUGCCUUGUGUCCCUAGGUUAGACAAAGGCCCGGGAACCAUGCCAUGCUUUGCCCCAUUCACCAUCCCCUAUUAAGAAUACUUGUGGAAUCUAAAGCCUUAUCUGGGUUUUGCUCCUUAGACCAACGCUGACGUCACAGGUUUAUUCACUAACCUCGGUAUUGUUGGGAAUUGACUAGGUAAUUUAAUGUUAGGCCAACAAAGUUAAAAAAAAAUCUCCUAUUUUACCAACUUGACUGUUUUUCCAAUUUGAACUCUCUUUGUCAAAUUUCUACAAUUCUUAUUUUAGUGAAUAACCCUGCCUGUAUUUAAAUUUUUUACUUAAAAAAAUAUUAUUGUAUAUGAUGUAAGACUUGGGUUGUAGUUGAGUUGUCAGAAUCCUGCAGUAGAAAACACAUAAUUGAACUGCAACUCCCAGAGUCCAGAGAUAUUCUGUUUUAGCGUUAGGAUUGUUCCUUUAACCCUAUCUAUGAAUCCAGGAUCCUCCUAUAUACCUCAUACAAAAAAAAAAAUUUACAUUUUUUUUUCUCCAUUCCUCUCUUGCUGCUGCUCCGUUCCACCCCCAGGAGACUGUCAGUGAGACAGUCUCCCCUUCCUGUCCAGAGGAAAUUGGCAAAUGCGUCAAUCAAAUGUGGCAAUUUCACAAUAUAAUGCCUCUCAAAAGGAAGCAUUAGACUAAUACACUAUAGAAGAUCUCCCUUCUGCUUGAACAAUUGUUCAGGUGGAAUGAACCAGAAAGCCCUCCUGGCUGUAAGCUUAACUGCUAGGUGGUGUUCCAAAAUUAACUCAUAAUUUGCCAAUUCCUUUUGAAAGUAGAACUUCUAUGAACUGGGACAAGGUGGACACACUAAAGCACUUUAGAGGGGGUUAAUCCUCGCACCAUAAGCACUACUUGGUAUUGUAGUGGUUAUGAUGCUAGUGGGUAGUAGGGUGAACUCCCUGGGUUUGCAUCAAACCACACUUUCAAACAUUUUGAUAGAAACCUCCAUGAAUUGAUAAAUCAGAAGUACCACGUUUGCAUUUGUGAUAUCAAUUUCUUCAACUUUGCACUAAUAUACUGCUGCCAUUGUAAAUUUAGUCAAAGGGCUGCAGUGGCUACAGGAAGAAAACAUUUUUUUUUUUUUUUUUUUUUUUACACAUUAUAUUUUUGUUUAGUAUCUUUUCACAUUUUAAUACACAUUUGUAAUGCAUAAAAAGAAUAAAAGGAGUAAAAGGAGCCUGGAGAGUCCCUUUAAGGUGAUAAUCUUAAAAGUCACGUGAUAUAUGUAUUUAUGAUAUAAUGCUUUUACUUAAAUACCUAUUAUCUGUAUGGUUGACUAUGCGUGCAUCCAGAUAAAGAGUUAUAAAAACAGGCAGCCAUAACCCUGCAUUCCUAGCUCAGGUUAUACAGAACUUAUUUAGUUUAUGUUAACAAGCUUUGCCGAGGGUGAGGUGCACACACUAUAAAUUUCAUUUAACCCCUUUUCGGUCAUGUCUUAAAGGGAAACUCAUUUGAUUUCACAUGGGGAGUGCAUGAGUUUCACAUACUGCAGGGCAGCACUUUCAAGCCCUGUCCAAUAUGGUGAAGAACUCAUAGUGAAGAACUCAUAGGGACCCCAAAAAGAUCUGCUGAUCUGGAACCUAACAUUGAAUUCAUCAGAACUGCUUAAAGCAAACUGUAUUAGCUAUUGGCAUCACAGGAUGUCGUACAUUUAGAUAUUUUCUUGUUAUUAUCAACAUUUAUUUAUUAAGCGCCAAUAUAUUCUGCAGAGCUAAACAAUUAAAGAAAGGGCUGACAGUAAGGAAGUAAACAAUAUAUAUUUAGAAUGGAAUUCAAAACCUUUCCUGUGAGCUUACAAUCCAUCCUUUCUAACACAUUUGUACAACAGUAUUCAGUUAAAUAGCAAGCUUUCUAAGUGGCGUGUGAUUAUCCAGGAUGUUACCAUAAUUAUUGUCCAAGAUGUUACCAGAACAACUUGAUUUAGAUUAAGUAGUUAUGGUGACUGGAGUGUCCCUUUAAGUCUGUGAAAGUUUAGCCUCCCACAAAUUUACGUUAAUGAAAUUAGUGUCACCUACCAGAUAGGUGUGUUGACUUUAAAUCCAUAGUUUGCAUAUCUAGACUCUCUGCGAUAAAUGAGAGUUCAGGGUGUCCCUUUAAGAGUUUGCCCUUGGUUUUGCCCUGAAAACACAGAGGCGAAGAAACUACAAACUAAUAUCAUAGUUGCAGUCCUAUGCUGUAAUACAUUAAAAGGCAAUAACAAGUUUUAUAUUUACUAUAAUUAAAUUAAACAAAAGACUGAUUUGAUUACUAGCUGCCGUGAAGAGCACUUUUAGUUUUUACAUUUGAUGUAGCUUUAAUAUCCUCUCUUGAUGAUGCAUACAUGUUGUAUAUGUAGCAAUCCCUGGUCCUGUUAUAAUAUAAAUUUUUUCAGAAACCCUUUACUCAUGACCUUUUACGUCCACUGAUCAGACCUUUCUUUUUUUCUAGAAUGGAUAUGACCUACACAAACUGAAGAAGCCUUUGCGGAUAAACAUGCAGAAUCUCUGCUUGGCAUCCAACAAUCCCCCACCUUUCAAGGUACAUCUGAGUUUAGAGAGUCAUCUCAAUGUGCCAACCCGAAAAUCACCAGAGGAAAUCGGAGCAACUGUCCCUAGCUUUCAUGACUACGUAUCCCAAAUAGUAGGGGCUGGAGACUAUGACCUAAAAAGCCAUUCAGGUGAUGUUCUCCAUAGUUAUUUUAUGGAAGGCCACGGUUCCUCAGCUGGAAGCCUCAGUUCACUGGACUCUUUAGCUGUUGAGGAAGAUGUGAAUUCUGACUACCUCAGUGGAUGGGGCUCAAAGUUCGACAGGCUUAAAGAACUUUACCAGGCCUCAGACAGCCAAGUUUAAGAACUUACAGUAUGGAAACACAUGACAGAGACAGGCCACAUACAUUCUGAAGCUAAAACAUUGAAAGGACACAUUAAUUUAUAUGCCUGGUUGACAGACCCUUUUUCAUAUGGUAUGUAAAAAAUAAAUUUGUUAGUUACAGUUUUGUUUCUUCUGGG
Molecule: messenger RNA, 83294 nt
Organism: Pelobates cultripes (western spadefoot toad)
Lineage: Eukaryota; Metazoa; Chordata; Amphibia; Anura; Pelobatidae
Source: the annotation of a GenBank genome assembly